Molecule: messenger RNA, 56616 nt
Organism: Podarcis lilfordi (Lilford's wall lizard)
Lineage: Eukaryota; Metazoa; Chordata; Lepidosauria; Squamata; Lacertidae
Source: the annotation of a GenBank genome assembly
ACCCUGACGCUGACGGCUCAACGCGGAAGCGCGAUGGCGGCGGCAGAAGGGCCGGCAGGCGGCAAGAGCGGCGCUUCCCCGUCGGCUGCGCACCGGAGGCUGCGGAUCCUCUCGGGCCACCUGAGGAGCGGGCCGCCGGAGGCGCACCUGUCCGCUGCCCAGUGCCGAGGGCGGGCGGCGCCGGCGCCGGCUCGCCCUCAGCCGAGCACCUUCCCCAAGAGGCGGUAAGCGGGUGGGGCGAGGGCGGUUCCUCCCCAGUGGGACGCCAGCUGGACGGGGGCUUCCCGAGACGGGGGGCAAGGCCUCGCCCCGCCGAAGCCGGUGCUUUUCCUUGCAAGAAGAAGGGGACGGAGAGGCAGGAAGAAGCCGUUGCCGCUUUCCGCUAUUCCUCCCUUUGGCCUCAUUUAAUUCGAAAAGAGAGUUUGGGGGCACACUCAAGUCUCAUUUCUCCAUAGCAUCUGAAUUAGGAGAUCAUAUGUAGGCCCUGGGCCCUUGGGAGAGAGCCUGGGUUAUUAGAAAUCUAGCCGACAGGGUCUGAUUGGUUGGGUCCAGAGCAUGGUUAAUGCUUCAUUACUUGCGGGAGGAAUGGUCUCUGAUGUCUUGAAAAAGGUAGGUGUGUGGCUCCUCCUAAAGAAACCGACUUCGAACACCUUAGACUGGAACAACUGUUGACCAGUAACAAAUACACCCUUUUGGAGGAUGAUGGGGCAGCUGCAAGCAUGUUUUGAUAGCGGAUUAUUUAGAUCUGUUCUAAUCUGGGUUCAGGUCUGGCCAUGGGCCUGAGUUGCCCUUGGUCUUCCUAAUGGAUGAUAUUUGCAGUGGGUGGGAGAAAUGUGUGUGUGAGCUUGAUCCUGCUUCUUGAUCUCUGGCUUUUGAGACCAUCGACCAUGGUAUCUUCCCUGACUGGCUCAAGAAUGGGAAUUUGGAGCACUGUGUUACAAUGAUUGUGGUGCUGCUUCUGGGACUAAGGAGAGUGGGACUGGGAAAGUACUUUCCAGGCUUCUGGAGGUUACUUUAUGAAGUGCUGCAAGGCACUAUCUUAAUUCCAUUGUUGUUCAACACCUAUAUGAAGCUGCCAGGAAUAAUCAUUAGGAGUUUGGAAACAAGGUACCAGCAGCAUGCUGAUGACAGACAGUUCUAUUUCUCCAUAACAUAUGACUUGGGAGAGAGCAUUGCAAUCUGCAUGAAAGCAGUGGCGAGAUGGAUAAGGAAAUAUAAGCUGCAUUUGAAUCCGGGCAGGAUAGAGGCACUGUGGGCGAGUGGUUCCUGUGCCUCAGAAGUUGCUAUGAGCUUCAGGUGCCAUGUCCAAAUAAAGAACUUGUACAUCUGUCCCCACUAAGGUAUGAGCUCUAUACAGUAGUACCUCGGGUUAAGAACUUACCGUGUUUUUUGCCCUAUAGGACGCACCGGCCCAUAGGAUGCACCUAGUUUUUUUUGGGGGGGGAAAUCAAGGAAAAAAAUUUUAUUUCCCCCCCAGGUUUGCGCAGCCACCCCCAAGCUAGAAGAGGGAGAGGGAGCGCUCCGUCUCCCUCUUCUGCCUACAGGGACAGUCUCUCUAGCCUCCGUGGGGCAGCGACUUGCCCUGCUGUCCUCCGAGUUUGUGGGGCUGGCGGGGGGGGGGAGCAAGCUUGCCCCCCCCCCGCCAGCCUCCAGACCAGGUCGAGGAAUAGCGGGGUGGCGGCGCUGCGCCUCCCCGCUGUCCCCCGAGCUUUUGGGCUGCAGGCUCCCGCCGGGCUUGCAAGACUUGCGGAUAGCUUCCUGAAGCCUGGAGAGCGAGAGGGGUCGGUGCGCACUGACCCCUCUCGCUCUUCAGGCUUCAGCGAAAGCCUGCAUUCGCCCCAUAGGACGCACACACAUUUCCCCUUCAUUUUUGGAGGGGAAAAAGUGCGUCCUAUAGGGCGAAAAAUACGGUAAUUCGUUCUGGAGGUCCGUUCUUAACCUGAAACUGUUCGUAACCUGAGGUACCACUUUAGCUAAUGGGGCCUCCCGCUGCUACCGCCGCACAAUUUCUGUUCUCAUCCUGAAGCAAAAUUCUUAACCUGAGGUACUAUUUAUGGGUUAGCGGAGUCUGUAACCUGAAGCGUCUGUAACCCGAGGUACCACUGUAUAAGGAUACAGCUUGUGCAUUAUACUGCAGGGAAGACACACCCACCCACCUUCCUGUGUUGGACAAGAAACACAAAAGUUGAGAGCGCAAGUCAGUUGAUGGUAAUGUCCAAAGUAGCACAGAUUCAGUUUCCCCCAUUUCUGUUACAUGAAAGUCUUGAAGACCAAGUUAGUUAAAUAGGAGUUAUGGGGGGUGCGGUGGGGUAGGGUGUUUGCAGUUUAUAUAUCUAUGAACCUGUAGAGAAUAAACCUAUUUAUGAUAGCAUUUAUUUAACUUAACAGUGCAUUUGGUAUUUCAUAUUUCCAUUAUUGAAGAUUAUACUAAUAUGCCACUACAGUAGUGACAUCUUGAUUAGUAGCUGCUGCUUGGUUAGACCCAGAGUUCCUUGUUUGAAUGCUUGAAAUUUAGUAUUCCUAAUUAAUACUUGACAGACCACCAUAGAACAUGAACAGGAUGGGGUAGAAUAGCCAGGUAGUCAAAUCUCCUGUCUGUUUAAAUUUUGGUGAACAAGCAGGGCAAUGUGACUGAAAUACUUACAAGGUUGGGUGGUAACUCUCUCCUACAGAAUUUUCUUAAUUAAAAUUGCAUACAGUAUGCAUAAGAUUUCCCCGCCAGGAAAUAGUGCAUUUUUGUGGAGAGUUCAUUGGAAAAGCAGUGCAAGGAGAGUGGUUUAACCUCCUUCCCACAGUGCCAUGGCCCAGAUCUGGAUUGGAUUCUCCUUCAGCUGCUGUUUGCUGAAAUUCAAAGCAGUGGAACGUCCACUUAUGAAUCUCAAGCAUCUUGUCUUGUUUGGCUUUAAGAAACUUGUUGACUUUAUCUAGAUUUACUCUCAGUGCAUAGUGCCAACAGCUCCCUCUCCCCCGAUACCUUUUCUUAAGAAAUCAACCUUUUAUUUAGGUAAGGAUAUUCAUACUGUGAGGCAAAUGGUUACAAAACAAAAUGUGAAUUACUUUGCUUGUUAAGGGAGUUUCCUGGUGGGCAGUAGGAGUUCAUGGAAUGUGUCAAGAGAAGAGUAGGGUAGCUGCACUGUGAAAGGACUGGGAUUAAGUGAACAGAAAAAUCAUACCUUAAAUGACAGCAAAGCCCGGUAUACAAUGAUGUGCAUUAUCAUUAAGUAUUAUGUGUCCUGCUAAGAGACAUGAUCUCUUUAACCCCCGCUUUGCCCCUGGCAGGAGCAGACUUGCUGUCUAAAGUACUACUGACUGUAUCUUCAGUCAUGAGAAGCCAGUUGCCCAAGAGAGAUCAGCCCAUAGGCAAGGAGGUCAUUAGCAGUUUUUGACUCCUACUUGUUCCUAUGAUUAAGUAAGCUUUUGCGUGACAGCAUUGAUGGGCUCAGGUUGUUCCCGAGGCCGCAGGUAGUGCAGAAUGUGGUGGCCCUAUGCAGCUCAAGCCCAGUUUACUUGCCCUGUCUUAACCUUUAUAUACCCAGUAGGUUACUGCAUCUUGCAGGAGCAUUUCUCCUUCAAGUUCUGAAGAUCUCAAAAGCUUGCUCUACAGUAACAGAGAGCUAUGCCUCUUCUGUGGAGUGGCACUCCAGUUGAAAUGUGACAUGUACCUUCCUUAUGCACUUUUUUUGGAAACAACGACAUUCUUGUUCCGAUAAGUAAUUCCAGCUAGAUGAAUAGGUUUCUGCGUAGUGGCCAUUCUGUAUUUCUUGUAAAUUCAUCUUUCGUUAGUUUUGUGCUGUUCUGUUACUGUUUUUAAUGUAUUUGGGACAUCACCUUGGGCAUAUGUGAAAGUGAGAAAUAAGAACAACAACGUUCUUAAACACACACACUUCUCUUUUUUCUGCAGCUGGAGGUUGCCUGGUGGAGAAGGAGAAACCAUUGGCAUUCCAAAGGGGUGGAGGGAAAUUCCCAGCUGGUGGAUCAGUUCCAGAACCAAGCCAACCUCUGUGGGCCAUUAGACUAUACCUCCGCAGUUGACAAGCCUAUACUGGUUCCUUUUACCGUCAAAGAGGAAGCAGAGGCAUAUCUCUUAGUGCUGUGGUUCAUAGCACUAAGAUCAAUGUCUGUUCUUAGUUCAGGAAAACCAGAUCUCCAUGCCUUAUGUCUUAUGAUGACAGGCAACAGGUGUGUGUGAUUUGCUUUUCUUCUGCUUACUUCCAACAGGGACAUUAAGCAGGAAAUUUCAGCAGCACCUGGCAUGGCAUGCAAGAGGACUGGUGUCUUCUAUUACUGUGUUUCUACAUUCACAUGCCUCUGUCAGGGGUCCUGCUUGCUGUAACUACUGAGACCAAGAAAGUACACUGAGACUCCAUAGCUGCUGGCAAGAAAUGUGUUUUUGGUCCCCCAUUACACGUUAGGCAAAUGAGUUGUCAUGCUAAGUCAUACUCAAACCCAUUGGAAGAAAUGGUCCUAAGAUAGUCAUGACAGUUUUAAGUCCACUGAUUUCAGUGCAUCUACUCAGAUUAUCACAUUGUUGGCAAGAUCCAUUCAUUGACUCCCUUAAUUUAUACUACAAGUGAAACUUCAGACUGAGUGUUUGGCAUUUUUGAAAGUCCCUUACUUUCAAAGUCUCCCUUAAAGACUUUUUAAAAAAAUGGCUGUAGAUUCUGUUGCAGAUCUUUAAAGAAGAAAAAUGUUCUGCUGCAUAUAUUUUGUUUGGGUGAUAUUAGAGGUCCACUAAGUUUGGAUGGGCUUGGUACUCGGUUAUUGUUUCUAGUAGCCAAAUUUUUGAUGCUGUAUGGAAGCAAAGUACAUAUUGUCUUAGCCAUGUAGUUUCACAUUUCAAGCAACACAUUCAUUAGAGGAUUAAAAAUAGAAAACAAUAAGAUGAAAUUUUUUCAGAGUUGGAGAAUCUCUUAGCUGUUUGAAAAACUUUCUUCAGUAUGUAUCAAGAGCACAUUUCUUACUUCAAUCAUUAUCAGCUACUUAAUGGCAUCUCCUCUUAAGCCAACUGUCAGAUCAUAUUUCAAAUGAACAUUUUAACCAACAAGAGAAAGUCUCAGUAGUGAUUUAUAGGAGUUUCAAAAAUAAUUGAAGAAAGGAGGAUUUGCUGGUCUUUGCCCUAGGGACUGAACUCCAGGGUUAUUGUGGGGUUUGGGCAAGGUUAUGUUUUUUCCAUUCCCCCGUCACUCAUCCACGUUCCUCAAAGAUUUCUUGGGCGCACGGCAGGGAGUAAUCCUUCCAGAACAUUUGGAAGUUAAUUCCUGUUAUCUUUGUCCCUCGGAUAUAAUAAGAUACAGUAUCCAUCACUAAUCACCACUUAAUUAUCUCUGCCGUCUUGACAGAGAUGACUAACCAGCCAUGAGGUCUCCCCAGAAGUCCUGAAACCCACUAGAUUUCUGUGGUUGUAAGUUGUUUACAGUUUAAGUUUUUGAUACUGUCUUAAUUGUUGUAACCUGCCCUGGGACAUUGGGGAAAAGUGUGAGAUGGCGGCAAAAUUAUUAUUAUUAUAAGCUGCAACCCAAGAUAAAAGGGCACACCUAGCUACUUUAAAAGAAUUGAGAUUCACGGAUGCUGUGAUUACUAAGAACCAGCAUGGUUUCUCAAAAACAAGUCAUGCAAGAUGAAUCUCUUUCCUUCUCUCUCUGGAUAAAGCUACAAGCCUGGUGGAUCAUGGGAAUGCUAUGGAUGUUGUGCACCUUGCUUUCAGUAAGACAAAGUUCCCCAUCAUAUUCUUGUAGAGAAGCUGGUAAAAUGUGGUUUGGAUGAGGUAACUCUUAGGUGGAUUUAUAGCUGGUUGACUGACCAAUCCCAAAGAGUGCUCAAUAACUGUUCCUUAUCCUGGAAAAAAGUGACAAGCGGAGUGCCACAAGAUUCUGUCCUGGGCCUGUUGUUGUUCAGCAUCUUUAUAAAGAACUUGGAUAAAGGAAUUGAGGGGAUGCUCAUCACAUUUGCAGAUGACACCAAACUGGAGCUGCAGACAGAAUCGGGAUUCAAUAUGACCAUAACAGAUUGGAGAACUGGGCCCAAAUUAACAAAAUGAAAUUCAAUAGGGACAAAUGUAAGGCUCUUCACUUAGACAGGAAGAACCAGCUGCACAAAUAUAAGAUGGGGGACACCUGGCUUACUAGCAGUACAUGUGAAAAGGAUCUAGGGGUCUUGGUAGACACAAGCUUAACAUGAGUCAAAAGUAUGAUGCAGCAGCAAAACAAAAAAAGCUAAUGCUAAACUGCAUCAGCAGAAGUCUAAUGUUCAGAUCAAGGGAAGUAAUAGUAACACUCUAUUCUGCCUGGCGGGCUCUGGUCCAUGGGAUCACAAAGAGUCAGACACAACUAAACAACAACAAAUUCUGCCUUGGUCAGACCACACCUGGAGUACUGUGUCUAGUUCUGGACACCACAAUUUAAGGACAUUGACAAGCUGGAAUGUGUGCAAAGGAGAGUGACGAAGAUGAUCAAGACUCUGCAAACCAAGACUUAUGAACAGUAUAAACUCUGAUAUAUCAGUUAGGUGGCAAAUGGCUCCUUAAACCAUUUGGAAGUCGCCAAAACGGAAUGUCUAGUUGCCAUUUUGGGGCCAGGAGGCUUGAAAGUUGUAUUUUUCAACACGACUUCUUGAUUCUUGAAAUUUGCUCUGUGCAGAUAAAAUAUCACAAAUAGAAUACUACAGGAUGUGUUGUUAGCAUGUGAAAACAGGCAAGUUCCAAGGAUACCCAGGCAUGCACCUCCACAUGGUGGAGGCAUCAGGUGCCAUUCUGGCACCCAGGCAUCUUCACUUGGUCGCAAGUGGCUGAUAGCCAGGUGCAACAUGCCUCUGGCGAAUUUCAAAUGCUGCUUAUGAGGAAUGGUUGAGGGAAUUGUGGAUGUUUAGCCUGGAAGAGAGGAAAUUAAACAGCCAUCUUCAAGUAUCUAAAGGGCUGUCACAUGGAAGAUGGAGCAAGAUUGUUUUCUCCUGCUCCGGAGGGUAAGACCUGAACCAAUGGCUGCAAGUUGUAAGGGAGGAGCUUCCAACUAAACAUCAGGAAUGACUUUCUGAUAGUAAGGGCUGUUUAACAGUGGAAUGGACUCCCUUGGGAGGUUGUGAAUCCCCUUCCUUGGAGGUUUUUAAGCAGAGGUUGGAUGGCCAUCUGUCAUGGUUGCUUUAGUUCAGAUUCCUGCAUUGUAGGGCUUGGCCUAGAUGACCCUUGAGGACCCUUGCAGCUCUGCAACUCUGAUUAUUCUUCUUCUUCUUCUACUACUACUAAUUAUUAUAUUUCAGCCUUUGGCCUGAGCCUCCAGCACUGUUUUUUGCUAAAACUUUGAGAGAUAGUGCCUUUUGCAUACAUCUCUUAAGUACUCCGUGAGAGGUGUGAGCUUUCUUUUUCCAGGUAAUCUCUUAUAUUAGGUCUAAUUUGAGACGAAUGAACUGUCAUCUCCUUAUCAACACGAUGAAGCCUUUCUGUGGUGUAGUGGUUAAGAGCGGUAGUCACGUAAUCUGGGGAACCGGGUUCGCAUCUCCGCUCCUCCACAUGCAGCUGCUGGGUGACCUUGGGCCAGUCACACUUCUCUGAAAUCUGUCAGCCCCACUCACCUCACAGAGUGUGUGUUGUGGGGGAGGAAGGGAAAGGAGACUGUUAGCUGCUUUGAGACUCCUUCGGGUAGUGAUAAAGCGGGAUAUCAAAUCCAAACUCCUCCUCUUCUUUCUCUUUUCUGAUCUUCCAUAUUUGUUAGAGUUGUAAAUGUUUGUUCACGGCAAUGUAUCAUGGAGAGUUAUAGAAGAAUAGCCAAUGCUCUUCAAGAGAGUUGUGGAUAUUGUUUCUGGUUGUAUAUCCAAAAAGAGUUCAGUGACAUAUUUCUGUGUUUCAUUUUCAAAUUGUGAUCGCUCAAAAUGUAGGCCGUUUCCUCCUCCUCAUUCAGUGUCAGUCCUGUAUUGCUGCAAUUCACAGAAGUGCCUCAGUAUUUUUUGACAUUAACUAUUCUUCCGUUAAUUUUAUCACCAGACAAAGGAAUUUCCAUAACUUGUUAUUCAGCAUCCUUAUCAAACAAAUUUUUCACAAUCAAGCAACAGACAGGCUUAAUCAGUUUUUCAGCUGCUGUAUGUGCUUUGUCUGUUGAACAAUCAAUUCAGCCAGUUGGUAAGAUAUAAUUUGCAUCUUACCUGAGACUUUACUCAUUUUUCGAAAUAUGAUCGUUGGCAUUUCCACUGUUCCAACUGCCUUUCAAAAUACUGAAACACUGCAUUUUCGUAUGUUUGGGGGCCAUAUUGGAAUUGGAAAGCUUCUCACCGCAGAUCAGACACAUAGAUUGAGGGACAUUUUCAUCUUCAGUCCGUGUGAAUCUGAGACUUGGAUAGCUAUCCACAUAUUGUUGACUAACUUUCUUUUUUGGAGGUCUGCUUAGACCUGCUACUGGCGUUGAAUUAAACUAGUCUUCUCCAGUACUCUGUUUGAAUGGUGAUUCUGGAUCACAACUAGGAUUGCUUUCAGUAUCACUUGAUGCUCAUGCUCUCAUUUCAAAAAGAUAUCUAUCCAUAUUCUGCAAAUAAAGUGAUUUUGAUACUAUACAGUACACUGGAGUGUUCAAUUUUUUUUAAUUAUUCUUUAAUCUUCCUCCCGCACACGCCAGCCUCUCCUGCUACUCCAGUGGGGCUCACCACACCUUUUGAGAGCCAUUGUGUUAAGUUGUUUGUUAAGCUAUGGUGUAACAUCUGUAUUUAUGAUAGUUAUCAGAUUCAAGUAAUUAAUGAUGUGGGUGGUAGACACACCAUGAAAUUGUGUGUCUUUUUAAAUAAAGGUGGCAUCAGAUUUGGAAUUGUUUGUAUAAGUAGAUGUGCUUAGAUAUUUUAAUUGUGUGUUAAUUUAUCAGUGACAUGUUUCCCAACCUGGGCUCAUUUGGAAGGAUGAAGGGAUAUAAAUACGAUAAAUAAGAUAGUAAUGAAAAUGACUUGGAUUAGCAAGGAGGACGGAAGUUCAUUCAGUCUGCUGGUGUGGGUGUUUGGAAUGGAUGCCAUUUAAAUUAAUUUGUUUUUAUGUGCUUUUAAAUGUGUUUUUGAGAAUUGAGGUGUUAAUUAUUUUAAGCUACCACCACUGUGGUGUAUGCAUUGCAUGGGUAGGUUAGAAAUUCUCAGAUUAAUUAAUGGGAGUCAGUAUUUCUCUGUCCAGAAGGCAAUCCGUGAUGGUUUGUUUUCGAUUUAGCUGGAACUAUACUGCACAUACUCAAUUUGAGGGGUGGAAACUUCUAAAAGCUCUCCUUAUUUUAUUCUUGUAUUUAUAUAUUAAGCUCAAACAAUUCCAUAGUAUACACAUCUGUCUGCCAGCGGGAUGCACUUUGCUUGAACAAUGGGACUUCCCCUUCAUCUCCUUCCCCUUGCAGUUCCCUUGUGUGCCUGCCCAGUCAAGCUGCAGAGAGUAGAGGGAAGUUCUACAUGAAACUCGAUUUUACCUAUGAUUUAGAUUUUAAAGAUUGGGGGGGGGGAUAUGAAGGUACUGAAAACUAUUAACCUGCUCAAAUAAUUAUCUAAAAAUAUAUGUAUCUAAAAUUACAGUUGUGGCAGUUAACUAGUAUUGUUCUUGAAACAUGAGUUUGACCAAACUGCGGGAGGCAGUGGAAGACAGGAGUGCCUGGUGUGCUCUGGUCCACAGGGUCACGAAGAGUCGGACACGACUAAAUGACUAGACAACAAUCUGUUCCAAUUUCCAUAUUUGUUUUGUAUUAUUUCCAUUGGCUAGAUUACUAAUUCAACCAUGCAUUUUUUUUUUCAAACGGACAGCUUCCCACUAACAUCACCAGAGUUGAAGCCAAUUGUCAAUGUGUACCUUAAACCUUAGGGGACACCAGUCACACAUUUUAAUUUAGGAAUGUGAGAUUCAAUGGCACGAUUAAUAGAGUGGGGAAAUCUCUGAAAAGGAUAUGGUAAGAAGAUGUCUUUAGAUAGGAUGGCUUCUUGCAGCAGUAUUCGUUCAUUUAUUUUCUUUUAGUAUUCCUUUCAAUAUUACCUUUAUAGACUACCUUUCUUCCAAGGAGCUCAAGGUGGCCAAUACAUAUUUCUCCCCCUCUCCAUUUUUAUCCUCACAACCACCAUGUGAGGAAGCUUAGGCUGAGAGACUGUUCAUUCAGUGAGUGUCCUAGCUGAGUGACCUUCGAAUGCUUUGUCUGCCUGGUUCCAGUCCCACAUUCUAACCGCUUCAUCAGACUGGCUAGAGAGUAUGAGAUGUAUUUGUGGUGACCCAAAUUUCACUCCAAAUUUUGACAAAUGGGGGGGGCAUUCUUGAUGUCAGAAUGAACGGCCCCCAUCAUGCAAGGAUGGUGCCUGACAUUUCCACUAUCUGGGGAUCAGUGGAUCUGGACUGUUUUCAUACACACCGAUACCCCAUCCUGUAGAAUUCUAUCAGUUAUAUUUUAUCUGCGCAAUCAGAAUGAAUUUCUGGAAUCAAAUUGCUUUUUCUGUUUAGCCUCAGCAGAAGUCAUCAUUAAGGAAAAGAGGUCUGAAUAGGCCAAUAUAUAUGUGGACUGUCCCUGAAUCAAGUGACUUUUCUUCUUUAAGUUCUCAAAGCUCUUAACGUAGCUCACAGUUGUCAUCUGAACUAGCUAGAUUUUUAACUGAGAAUCAAUCCCAGUCAGCCCAUCAUUUGAAAAAUAAGAUUUUAAAGCCAUUGUGCCCCAAAAUGGCAACUAGAAAUUUUGUUUUGGCGAUUGCAACUUUGGUUUAAGGAACCAUUUGGCACCUAGUUUAUAUAUGAGUUUCUAACACUACUCCCUGACUUAAUCAGUAUGAAGUGGUAGGGUCCAGAAAAGAAAUCCAAAUGACAAUUGGCAUGUAAGAAGCACACAUUUAAUGUGGCUGAAAGACACUUUCUAACCUUUUGCGGAUGAAUGAAGUUGAACACUAGUUACAUGGCUUUUUUGUAAUAUCUGCUUGCUUUGUUAUGAAGAUCUUACAAAAGGAUUGCCUGCCUCAUUCAAAUACAUGGAAAUAUUGCCACCUUGUGGGUGGUGCUUUGUGUGCCAUAGCUCCCUCUUUAUAACAUUUCCUGAUAACAUCCGUUGUUGGAUUGUGAACAAAUAAUCUUCCCAGACUUUUGAUCCUUCUCCCCUGAAUGUCUCCUCUCUCAAAUGGGGGGGGGGGGGAUGCAUAUGUUGUAAGUUUUGUUGCUUUGUAAAGAAAUAUGAGUAGUGCUCUUUUAAAUUUGGCAGCGCAAAUCAUAAAGCUGUAUGUUUUGGAUGGAGGAGUGUUUUAGAAUUACUUAACAUCCUGUUUUAACAUGCUGUUCUCACAGUUUGAAUUUUUCUAAGCGUGGUUCUGUGGAAACAUUUUGGGGGUGAUUUUCUUAACACUGUAGAGGAAUACAUCGAAGGAGCAAGCUGUCACUGUCACACCAGAUGUGUAGCGCACUUGAGUUUUUGUUUUAUUCUUAUCAAAGUUAAACCACCAGACACAGUUGCAAUUCUAGUUUAUUUUAGCUAGCUUAGGAUUGCCUUUAUUGAACAUUUGCUCUAGCAAAUUCUCACAACGGGUCUUUCUGCACACCUAAAGGGUGGGAAACUCAGGCUCUGGGGGCAAAUGUGGCCCUCGGGGCCUUGGUCUGGCCCUUGAGACUUUUCUAGCCAUAUUUUUCAUCAGCCUUGCUUCACACCCGCCUAGAGUGAUUUUUCCCUGGCUGGAAUGAGUCUGUGCACUUCAAUAAUGCAUCUUGGUUUCCUGGAUGGCGGGUGAGAGAGGGUUGUGUGAAUUUGUGCAGAAGCUAGUCUACUGUACAUAGGUAAAGUUUAUAUUCAUUGCUCCACCCGCGUGUGCCUGCAGUUUUGCCUGCCCAGAAGGAAAUAUAAUCUUCAAAUUGAAAGGUUCCUCAUCCCUGGCAUAUACCCAGCACUCUGUUGCAAAGUUAGCCUCGCUUCAGGAUGCAGAUGUUGCACCUACAAAUUUCAUUCUAGCUUCACCUGUCCCCUUCUUAAGACUCUUCUAAUUUGUGGGAGCAAGUUGCUGACAAACAAAAAUCUUCCCUUCAUUUACAACAAUAGCAUGUGGUGCUUCACGGUUUCAGCUGUCACAUGUCAACAUACCUACACACCUAUGUCGUAACUCUGGGUAUUUCGUUAAGUAAAUCAGGUUCUGGAUAAUGUCCUCCUUCAGAAUGUCAUUAACAUAAGCACAUAAAGAACAUUAAGCAUCCUAUUCUCAAGAGUGGCAUCCAGACCUGUGGGAAACCUUCAAGCGCAAGAGCGCUGUCUCUCCCCAUCAGCUUCCAGCAACUGGUGUUCAGAAACAUUGCUGUCAUUUUUGGUAUACAGAAGCAUUAAUGUAACAAAAAUGAGUGUUUAUAAGCAGCUAAGGGGCUACAUACAGCUUUGUACAUCAGUUAUAUAAUCAUGCAAGCCGAUGUAAUGUUUCGUCAGAAUGGACAGUAUCUUAGAAUUAUAACGUUGACAAAAAUGAGCAAACAACAUAGUGAACUAACAAGUCAUAUUCUUUUUAUCCUCCUUUCCCUUUUAGGCAAGAAGUUUUUAAGUGGAACGGAUGGGGUUACAAUGACUCAAAAUUCAUCAUCAAUAAGAAGGGACAAGCAGAAUUCACAGGGAAAAGGUAACAUCCUUGUAGAUACAUAAUAUUUCUAAGGGAUGGGGGGCAGGAGGGAUUUAAAAGCACGAAAUGGAUAUUAAAUAAUAGGUGAAGUAAUAUCAUUGGCUUUUGGGUGGGUUGCCCCUGUCAGGUAUGUGGUCUGUUGGUUACCUUUAUGUGAAUAGUUCAUCGGUGGCAGACUAAAGCCAAAGCUGUUACCCUGAUUGUUGCGUGGAUUUGUAGAAAGGGCGGGGGGAUUGGAGUGCGUGUCUGGCCACUUCUACUAGACUGUAGUUUUUUGAGGCUUGGCUUUGUCACCCAGACUCAGAUACUCGGGACGUUGUCUGACCCCUGUCCCAGCAUAACUCCAAUCCCAUAGGUGAUCUAUUCCCUUAUGCACGUCUGUUGCUUCAUCCUACAUGAGCCAAGAUGCAAGUUGCUGCUGCACUUCCAGCUCCCAUCAACCCCGGCCACCAUGGCCAAAAGUCAUGGAUGAUGAGAGCUGUGCUUAAGUCAUGUCUGUAGAGCCACAGGUUAGUUAACUACAAGCACCAGAGGAUUUGUCGGAAUCCUACCCUUAUUAUGUAUACAGAUGAGUUAAUUAUUCUUUAUGUGAACGUAAGAGGGACCCUACUGAAUCAAACCAAGAGUUCAUCUCAUCCAACAUCCCAUUUCGUAUAACAGCUGUAUAGAUGCUUCCAAAAACCCUGUAACCCUACUUGGCAAGGAUGAUCACUGAACAUGGAGAUGCUUUUUUGGCAUCAGUUCUCAUACCUUUUUUAUGAGAGGAGACUUCUCCAUGAAUUUGUCUAAUCAUCCUCCAUAAAACUACUUAAACCACUGGCUGUUGCCACAUCGUAGGAUGGUGACUUUCAUCAGCUUUUUCGGUUUGCUAAUCCCGAAUUCAUUUGUCUAAUACUUUGCUAAAACCAUUUAAGCCACUGGCUGUUGCCAGAUCAUGCGAUGGUGACUUUCAUGAGCACGUAAAAGGUGUACUGCACAUUUUGUGAAUCCUGCUAUCGCCCAAUUAAUUUCAUUGGGUAAACCAAAGGUCUAGUAUUAUUAGAGACGGCCAAACUUAUUUCUAUUUACUUGCUUCACAGUUUGCAUAACUUUUAUCUUUAAAAACUACAUCCAUGUCUUUUUUUCUGAAAUAAAAAGCCACAAAUGCUGCAGCUCUUUCGUAUAGGAAAGAUGCUCCAACCCCUGUUCGCCUUGUCUUCUCUUCCCCAGCUGUAGUCUCCUAGUCAUCUUUUCUUCAAAAGAACCUCAUGCCGUAUUCAAAAUUUAGCCACACCGCUUUUAUUAAAGGACUGCAGCCAAUAGUUAAGGCCAAAGUGACAGCCCACCAUAUUAAAUCCUACUUUUUUUCUCCAGUAGGAAACAGAUUUAUUCCAGCUGUAUUGCAAGUGAUUGACAUGAAACUUUGUGCCCAACUUCUAUACGGCACACCAGUGUGGAUUUCAGGUGACCUCAAGAGGUUGGAUAAAUUCCACGCAUCCCUUCUGAGGUCAUUAUUAGGACUUGCAAACUCUGUAAAAUAUGAAACAAUAUGUUGUGAGCUGGGAAUAUUGCCUUUAUCAGUAAGAGCAUGGUUGAGGACCUUGAAAUAUUGGAUCUUCCUCCAUUAUAGAGCCCUAUCCCCUAAUUCUCUACUUUACGAUCUUUUAAGUGAUAGUGCAAUCUACAAUCUAUCAUUGAUUUGUAGGAGAAAACUGGAUUCGAUAGGGCUCACUCUAAUUGAUUUUGAAAUCUCUGAUCCCAAAGACAUAUGGGAAAUUAUCAGGAAGACUCUUACAGAAAAAGUGUUCUCGCCAUGCUUGAGGCUGCAAAGCACAGCACUUGCUCUCCUAUCCACUUAAAUCUCCCUUUGUGUAGAGAUUUCCAAAGGGAUACAUGACAAAUCUGAAGAAACAUGAAUCGUGUAGGCUGUUUAUGUUGGCCAGAUUCAACAUGUUUCCCUCGGUGGUAGUGAGAGGAAGAUACUUAGCUAUCCCAGAAUCAGAGCGUCUCUGCAAAUGCAGAAAACAGGAACCCAAUACUCUAGAGCAUAUAUUCUUUUCCUGUGAUUUUGGUAGUUAUGCCAGAAAACAAUUAUUUGAGGCCCUAAAAGUUAAUAGACAGAUUUUUACACAACCAACUGUUCAGGACCUGCUGGCGGACAGCGAUGAUCAAAUUACUUUAAUAGCGGCUGAAUUUUUAAGGGCUGUCCAUGAAGAAAGAAUGGGCCAUGAUAAAGAGACUUAGUGGUUUUUAAUGGUAGGUGAUGUUGCAGUGUUGUUGUAUUAUAUUAUCUAUGUACAUCGAUUUAUUUCUUGGAGUUAAGAAUGGGACUGGGAUAAACUGUGUUCGCCGAGCCCGUAUUUUAUACAGUCUGUAUAUGAUGUUUGUUUGUCAGCGUGUGAUGUGCUAUGCCUAAUAAAGGAUUUAAAUCAAUCAAAGUACUGCAGCCCUUGGAUUCUUCUUUUCUGGAAAUACAGUAUUUGUAAUUCCUCCUGUAGUAAACUUGAUGUCAGUUAAUAUGAUGACUUCUAGUUUUUGAAGGAAUAACUUCUCUUCAGCUACUGUUUAAUUUUUCAGUCUAAUUUAGGUGCCUUUCCCUCAGAUUAAUCCCUGAAAACUUGAAGGAAAUAGGCUUCAACUUCUGAUCCUUGUAUUUGUCCUGUAUUUGGCAGCUCUGCACUAAUUCUCUUCAGAUGCUGUCUUUGGGGCAUCCUGAACUACACAAUAUUCUAAAAGUGAGCAUGCCAUGAAUGAAUGCAAUUGUGGCUUUUUAUUUCAGUCCCAUUCAGCCAUUUUGUUGUUUAUUUACCCAGACCAGAGAAAUAUGUGAGAAUUCCUUAAUAUGCUUCAGACUUUGCUCUGUUAACUACCUUCUCAGGCAACAAGUAGUUUAUGUCGCAAAUCACCAGAUAAUUUAUGAAUAAGUUAAAAAGCACUGUUCCUAAUACCAAACUUUGUGUUACUACCAAAAACAGCAACCCUACUCUCUGCUCAAGAUUUUAAUUAACUGCUAUCUGUAAUAGGGUUCUUGUCACCUACUACAAUGUUUUCUUCAUCUUUGAUGGGCUUUCAGAAAGCAUUUGGACAAUUCAGAAGUAUAUAACUGUACAAAAUUGGGUGUUUAUUUGACUCGGGAUUAUGAAAGGUUGUUGAGCGAUACUUUGCUUUGCAGAAGCUGUUCUGGCACUUCACCCACAAGGCUGAUUCUUCUUUCUGCUUAAGAAUGGCUCAUAUUAAAACUCUUUGCAACUUAGCUGCAUAGGCGAGACUGACACAUCUAUAAUUUCCUGGAUCCUCAGUCCCAUCCUUCCAGAAAUUACAUACUCUUUGUGUAUAUUUGAAAAAAAUAAAAUACUAGAUUUGUACUAGCUUCAGGCUAGAAAGAACUGACUAAAAUACUUUCAAAUUCAGGUAUCGGCUAGGUGGUACGGUGUUGCCUUUUUUAGUAGACUGGAUGGAGAAAUAUAUGAGCGGAAGUCUGGAGCAUAAAAGUACUUCUAGAGUAAGUAUAUAAAUGAACAUCUAAUUUGGUAUAACUCAGUGCGACUUCUAAGAUUCCUUUGCAUGCAGUUGGAAUAAGGUUUAACCUCUGAUCCAUCGCCAUUGUCCUUUUUGUACUAUCUGAUAUCCGAGAACUUGGGCAGAGGCCUUUCCCAAGCUUGCUACCAAUGCCCUGUGGUUCCUUACUAUAUGGUUCAGUGUGAAUCUGUGUCUAAAAAUGAAGUACCUUAGUUAAUCUGAUUUGAUUAGGUUUCUUUCCUCUGUAACCUUUCUUAGUAAUGUUACAUUGCUUCCUUUUUGACACAGGUUGAAAAUCCUUUUCUUUCAACAGACUUUUAGUGUUUUGCUUCUGUAUUUUAUAUUUUUAUUUUUUAAUCUAUUUUUUAUAAUGUUACGAUUUACUAGUUCUCAGUUGCUCUGUGGAUAAAAAAGCUGGGAUAAAUAUUGAAUAGCUAACAUACUAAUACUAUGUUUCUGCAAGAUUUCUUGGUCACUAAUUGUUUAGUCAUUUGAUCAGUACCUUUGCACCUGCCCUCCAGAUACUUGGCCAAUUAAGUGAUCAAAUAUAGAUGGGCAGGUACACUUUUAAGUUAAUAAAAUUCCAGCACAAGUACCUGCUAAUUCCAGAUGCCCUAGUUAGCUGUGAAGCAUUGAAAUUGUUCCCUGUACCACUGGUCUCCAUCGUUUUUAGCAAGUGUGCCACAAGUCAAGUCCAAAAUGAAUGUGCCAAUGUCCUUUUACUUUGGGACAGUUUGACUCAGCUAGCAUGGGGGGAGGCAGAGAAGUCCCCUCCAUGCCAUAGCUGGGAUACAGGCACAAGUGCCACAAACCACGCAUGCAACAGGUUAGCAAUUUUAUUACCGAAGUUGAGGACGUAUUUAUUUUUAGCUAGUAACAUUGGCACAAAUUUAAAUGUAUAUUAAAUCUCCUACUAGAGAUUGGAUUGUAAAGCAUGCUUUUAAAUCCAGGGGAAAGUGUGUCCUGGUUGUCAGUUGGAAGUUUGGGAAGCAAGCUGACAUGAUACAACUUGGUUGCUGUUGAGGUAUAAUCCUGCCCCACUGCUUUGCCUGCAUUUUUACGCUAAACUGCAUUUCUAAGUAUUGCAGUAGAACUUGUCUAGAACAAUUGCUUUGCAGUGCAAUUGUUAAAGCAUUUGGGGCAAACCUAAAUGGAGAAGUAGAUGUCUUUCCCAAGGAGGAGAAUGUAAUAAAGUAUAGCCUGAGCUAAGGAUCUCCUAAAAAGGACUUGCAUUUCUACUAGAGUUAAAUGGAAGUGAGUUGGAUAAAUACAAUUAAAACUUUCAGUUCUUAGAGCCUUUACCUUCCAUUCAUUAAGUGUAAUCUACUUCAGACCAAUAUUUUAGAGGUCAGUGAUACUUGACGGCUAGAGUAGAAGCACCAUGCGGAAGAAUAUCCCUUUUUCAGUAGAAAUCUCUCUGAUGCUAGUGCCUCUCAGCUGGCUGUAGCUCAGGCAGGCAGAAAUGAAGCAGGGAGAAAGCAAGUGAGAUAGACAUGGUACCCUCCUUUUCUUUUAACACCAUUGGUUUGGGCAACCCAGGUGUUGACACAGGUAGCAGGAAAUAAAAGUCCUUUGAAAUAUAACAGUGAUGUUGAAUGAGCUGAACGCUGACCACAAGAAAGGUAAAGGGUUUUACCCAAUUUCAACACCAGUAAAUGGGUUUGAGUCAUACUUUACCUUUGGCCUCUGGUAAGAACCAUCAAUGGUUUGUCCUUCCUGCACCUUCCCUAGGACUAUUUAAAACCUUUGUGACCCGAGGAAUGGCUGAAACAAGGAAGGCCAGGCCAGGAAGCUAUUGCCAUCAGCUUCCAGUCAGCUUAAGAGCUCUGCAUUCUCUAGCACUUGUUGGUGUUAGUAUUUCAAAAUUGUGUAUCGCCCUGGCUGCCUUGUUAGAAAGGUACUAUAUAAGUGCAAUAAUACAGAGAAAUAAAUAGUUUGAAAAGGGACAACACAAAAACAAAUUGGUUUCCCAAGAGCUUGGCAUUUCUCUUCUUGUAGAAGUACCUUGCCUCUCUGCGGGAGUUUAUUCUUCUGAAUAUCUGUGCUGAGCACAGCUGUGUUUUUCUUUUACAUUGAAGGCAUCCUUGAAUCUUAGUGAUGUGCCUCCUUCUAUUGCAAAUGAAGAAUUUAUCAAAGACCUCCAAGCUGCUAAAAUAUCAUAUACCCAAGAAGCAGAAGCUAGGAUAUUCAGAGCUCAUGGUAAGAACACACACACACACACACACACACACACACACACACACGAGUGCAUUUUAACUGUAUGUUUAUUUUUUAACUUGACAUCUUUGUAAACAUCGCCCCCCCCCCCUUUUGUACUUUAGGUCAUUGCUUACAUGAACUAUAUAAGCUCAGGGAAGGAAUGUUUCAACGAGUUCCUGAUGUAGUUGUAUGGCCAGGUAAGCUCUUUAGAAUGUUUUUCUCAUUCUUCAAAGGCUUUCCCCCACCCUGAAGUCCAAUAUAGCAAAAUACAAAUCUGGGGGCGGGGGAUGAACUUGAUAUUGGAAAGCACUUGCAGAUGUUGGCAGAGUACAGAAUCUCAUCCAGUACUUGGUCCAGGAAUGUUGUUUGGAAGUCUGCCAAGAAUGCUGCUUAUGCAGCCUGGUGAAAAAGCCUUUGCAGAACAGAGGCUCUGCUUUACUUGUUUGGUCACUUUCCUCCAAAGUAAAAGAAAACCGUGUCAAAAUUUGAAAGGUAGAUGCAACAUGGGCACAGGAUCAAAACAUACAAACGCGUGAAAGACUUGGAAGCUUUUUUCAGUGUGUGCAAACCUUUAAUUUUCUGAAGAUGAAAUAAAGUUCUGAUAUGGUAAGCUUUCAACCAGAUUUUCACGGGCAACAGAUUCUUGCUAAAGAAAGAAACCUGAGCCAUGCUAGCAAUUUCAAGAACACGUAAUUUGCUGUUCAGAAUGCAUUACAUUGGUUCUUGUUUACAGUUUCUGUGAUUUACUGGCCUUUACCCAGCUGGCUCCUUCCAGCUGUGCAACUUAGAUGCUGGGAAGACUUGGCUCAGUAGCCUUUAUUUUUAUUUCUAGUUGUUAAUACCAGAAUAUUUGCUGGGGUGCUUUCUGAGCAUUUUCCAGAGAAACCAAAGCUUCUUCAUUUAUGCUCCAUUGAAACCAACAUAGCAAGUUAGUCGAAACCAACUGGAGAGUUUCAUGACCCACUUUAGAUGGAUUCAGGCCACUGCUCUAAAUCAAGACAUGGACACCUUUCCUAUUGACUGUUCUUGCUAGUUUAUUUUCAACUUGUUUCAAACUAGCAGAAAUAUAUAGGGAGGAAUGUAGCGCUAUGUAAGCUUUUCAGAUUUCCAGGCAAAAUAAUCCCCUCUCUCCUUGCCCCCUCAUUCUGGGGGUUCUCGUGACCUCUCCCGAGCCAGUGGAGUCCUUGUGCAAGCUCCUGCUCCUGGGAUGAUUCAUUGGUUGAAUCUAGCCCAUACUUUGUUGUCUGUAGCAUAUACCGUAUUUUUCUGUGUAUUGGACAAGGUUUUUUGACUCAAAAAUCACGUCAAAAAACUUGGGUCGUCCAAUACACGGAUAGUGGCAUGGCUGGGGGCAAUGGGAGAGUACAGUACUUAUUUGCACCUCCAUCUCAUAACACUUGGUGCAUCCAUAACUACUUCAAGCACUAGAGUUUUUACCAGCUUGGGCUGGUGCACCAACAAUGUCCCUUCCUCCAGAAGCUGAAUCUGGCCAGGGUUGCUUUUCAGUAACCUCCAGACCUGAGUACUAUAAAGCACUUAACACCAGGCUGGCCUUGAAAAGCUUUUGGAAGCUUCAGUUAGUGCAGAUUCCUGCCACCAGAUGGACUAACACCCACCAACAAUCAGAGCAUAUUACAGAGUGGGACCAGACCAGUUGCCUAUUGAUUUCUGGGCUUGAAUGCUGAUUCUUGCUGCUUGAAUGCCCUGUUGGGGACUGGAAUAUCUUAUAGAAUGCCUUUCCUUUGUGCACUCUGUUCAGUGUCUGAGGUCCUGCCUUGCAAUCCCUCACCAAAGUUCAUGCAGUUUUUGCUAGAAGCAGGCGUUUUUCAGUUGUGGCAUCAACCUUACGGAAUGACUUUUCCAGAAGAACCCAUUAUGCACUAUCAUCUUGGACCUUCAGGUGCCAAGUUGAAGCCUGACUUUGUAGAAAGGCUUUUGGCUGGCUGUUGGUUUUACUUUCCUCCUGUGUUACUUCUAUUUUCACGGCCUUGCUUUUUUGAGCAUCUGCUAAAUCUGUAAUUUGCUGUUACUUGAAUUGUAAUUUUGUUGUGAGGUUCUUUUUGAUAGUUUUAGCUUUUUGUGUUUUGUUUUGUUUUUAAAAAAGGCAAAGUGUAAGCAACUUUGGUUCAAUGUUUAAGAGGAACAUGUGAAAAAUUCAGAACCAAAUAGAUGAUCUGGGCUCAAUCCAUUUUUGCCAGCCAGUAUUGCAUAUAGUUCUUCCCUGAGUCCCAAUAUUGGUGGUGCAGAGACUCCUUUUCAUCUCAUAGUGAAAGUGUCCAAAACAUUGAGACAUCACUUCCUUAACUCUAGUAUAGUUGUGGCCUCUGACAUGAAUGUAACAGCAAGCCACUGUGAAAUACUUUAGUACGUUUAAAUUUUAACAGAGAUCACUGUCUUAAUAUAUGUUAAUUCUCUAUUUAUACUUCUGUUUAUAGAGUGCCAUGAUGAUGUGGUUAAAAUUGUGGAAAUAGCCUGCAAGCAUAACGUUUGUAUUAUACCAUAUGGUGGUAAGUUACAUAGCAAUUUUAUGCCUUAAGGAGAAUAAUUGUCUUGUUUUCAGUGGCCAGAAUCCAAAGUGCUGCUUCAGAUAUAGCUAAUGGCUUUUGUAUGCCCAGUGGGAUUUAUUUUUAUUUUUAUUUUUAUUUUGAAGAGCAGACUCCCUUGCUAUGUUGCCUUUUGCUUGAGGAAGCCUCCUCCCAAGUUCAAAUGUAGCACUGUUUAUUAUUUUUAAAAUGAUUUGAGCCCCAUAGUUAAGUAUCUGAGAACUAGCACGAAGGCACGUGAACGAAAAAUAAUGUCAAUGCGUUUCUUGUAUCUGCAGGAGGAACAAAUGUUUCUAAUGCUCUUGAGUGUCCUGCUGAGGAGAAAAGAACGAUUGUUUCAUUGGACACCUCACAAAUGGUAUGUGGAAAAAGCAUUUUCAGGCAAAACUGUGUAGAAUGUCAGAUUGUAAAAAGUAUUUCAAAUACCAAAAACAUAACUUAAGCUGACUUCCCUCACACGGUAACAAAGACUGUGGGGAAGGUGACAAUGGACAUCUUUAUAAGGCCUUGGCUAUUUUUGGUUCCUAUCCAAAAAGUUGAGUAUUUUGUAGGAUCAGCAUGCUUGGUAGCAGAGUGAAGAUUUUGAGCCUGGCUUUCUCAAGUCCCAAGCCCAGCACUCUAAGCAUUAUGUCACAUUGGCUGUCUGUUGGGAGCAUAAAGACUGCCACUGGGUUAGAUAGCUAAUUGAUUUCAUAAAGCAUGAAAUAGAGCUUUCAGCUUCCGAAUAACUUAACAGCUAAGUUUGGAGGGGGUGGGAAGAAACACUGUGGUCCUUCUGUAUACAAUGCAAGGUCAACCAUCUUUAUUUCAGUGAAUUCGUGCAGCAUAAAGAUGUCAUUACUGAUCAUCAGUUUGUCCAGAAUCCUUUCUCUUAAAACUUCUGUAUAAUAUCCCCUUCUGGUUUGCGCAUAGGGUGGAGCACUGCUUGGCGUGGCGUUUGCCAUACUUGCCCAAUCCCAGUUCAUAGUGCAACACUCAACUAGGGCAAGGUGCCCCAGUAGAAAACAGGAUAAGGUUCAGCAGUUAAUAUCUGAAGUAGGCACAAGCACAUCUUGUUCCUUUUUAAAAAAUCUAGCCUCUAGCAGGAUUGAGUAAGGAAAAAAAAAUCACCUGUUAAUCUUCUUGUAUCCUUUACUACUCUGAGUACUUCAUCUGCAAACAAUUUGCUAAGACCAUAUUGAUUGCAUUGGUAAAUUGAUGCAUAGUUCUUAUAUGAAUCCAUGGGCCUCAGUUCCCUGUGGAUAUUUUUGCUUUAGGCGAUUGGGCCUACAUCAUUACAAUUUUAGUUCCUGUGUGAAACAGUAAUAGUUCAGACAGGCAAAAAAUACGUAUGUUUACACCUUCCCAUUUCCAGCCCCUGAAGGCACAAUCCUAUACAUGUCUGCUUGGAAGUAAGCCCUAUUGUGUUUAAUGGGGCUUACUUUCAGGUAAGUGUGUGGAAUUGGCUAAACGCUGUUGAUUUUGUCAACUGUCAAAUUGUUUCACAAGUCUUACUUUGGUUUCUUUGUAAUAGAACAGGAUUCACUGGAUAGAUGAGAAAAAUUUAACCGCUCAUGUUGAAGCUGGCAUUGUUGGACAAGACUUGGAAAGACAGGUAUCUUACUCCUUUGAAAAUUACUUUCGGUUUUUACAUUGCCAAAUGUACUGUGUAUAUUUUCCAGGUUAUUGAGUCAGCUCUGUCUUAAUCAUUAUACCGGUUCGUGUCUUGCAGACAUGACCGCGCCAGGGUAGAUGUUGCUGAGAUAGUAGUGUGAACAUGCUGGGAAAAUGAGCUUGGGAGAGCACGUCUUUGUUUGAGACUUGGUCCUGCCACGUGAUGCCUCAAAUCUUCCUGAUGUGGCGCAUGUGGAAGGCAUUGAGGCAUCGCUUCUGACAGGUGUAAGUUUCCCUUGGCUCACUGCCAGAAAGCAGCAUGCCCAACACACAAGCCUGGUGGGACCAUCUUGGGAUUGGUUGUUAGCAUCACAUUCUCCCAGAUGCUUUUGGAGAGGUGAGCCACUGCUGUAGCUGCCUUGCCAGUACACCUAUCCAGCUUGGUGUUGAUGGAGAGGUUGCUGGUUAUGGUGGAGCCCAGGUAGACAAAACCGCCUACCACCUCAAGCAUGUGGUCACCAGUGGAGUGCAGGCGACAUCCUGAACCAGGAUGUUGGCCAUCAUCAGGCUGGUGGUAAGGUUGAACUCCAUUCAGGCUGGGACAAAAUGGUUGGUGAGACUCCGUAGAGCUUCCUGAGAGUGUGUUGUCAAGGCUGUUACAAAAAAACCCCUCAUAGAUAAGGACCCGCCACGCUUUCGUUUUGGUGUGGAGGCAGGCCAGGUUGAAUAGAGCCCUGUCGCUCCAUGAAUGGAUGUACACACUGUCUUCAGUUGAGCUGAAGGCAUAUGAGAGCUACGGGGAGAAGAAUAUGUCAAAGUUGGGGCAAGAAUACAGCCCUGUUUCACAUCGCUCUUAAAGGGAAGGUGACAAAGGAUUGCUGUAGAUCAGGGUUUCCCAAAAUUGGUUCUCCAGCGGAUUUUGGACUACAACUCCCAUCAUCCCCAGCUAGCAGGACCAGUGGUCAGGGAUGAUGGGAAUUGUAGUCCAGAAACACAUUUGGGGAGCACUGCUGUGGAACUUGUCUAAAAGCAUUCUCAAGUCCUACAUACUUUAAAAUAUGUUUGAAUCGUUAACUACUUGCGAUACUUAGUAAUAGACUUUCUGUAGAUGAGUGGUCCUCCUUUAAAAGGGUUCUGUAGCUUUUUCCAAAGAAAUGAUUUUUGUUGCAAACUACGAACACAGCACUUUCUGAUGAGAUGGCCUUUCAUACUUUUUAUUUUUAUAUCCUCUUACUGUUUGAUGUAGUAUUUUAACCUUUCCAGAGCUGUAGCUUUUUUUAAAAAAGGUUGGAAUUAAAAUGCACAGAGCAUAUUCUCUUAAUUUAAAUGACAUUUUUCCAGGCUAGUAACUUCGGAUGUUUCACUAACUGUUCCAUUCUUGAAAUGCCACAGACUCUUGUCCCACUAGAAUAAGGCAUAAUAGCUUCUUUUGCUGCAGCUUUUUUUCUUUAAAACCAAAGCAAUUCCUGCCAUUUCUCUUGGGGGGGGGGGGCUUCUUCUGGAUCACAAAGAUUGUUACUCAGUGUAUAUUUUUAUAUAAUCAGAACAUAUUCACAGCACUUUGGUAAACAUAUGAAGCAUGUUCAAGAGUAUAUACUCAAGUAUUGUGAGUGGGUCAUGUGGUCCUGUAGGUGUUCCUCUGCAGAAAUAUGUGAUCUUGUUCAAAAGAAUUUGCAUAGCAAGGGAAUUUGACAUUUGACAGUGCUAGUCCACAGAAGCUCCAGCAGUGCCUAUGCUUGCAAUCUGUCCAGAGGAUGCUAGGGGUUUGGAGUGGUUUUUCUUUUAUUUUUUAAAGCUUACGUUUCAUAUUCUAAUAAUAAAUUCAUAUACCCUGCUAGUGAUUUAAACAUAACCCUCAUAUAAUGUGGCUGUUUGGAGGGGAUGCUUCUUGAUGUUUUAUGAGAGGGCAGUAUAUAGUAUACAUUUAUAAGUAAAACUGUGCUAGCACACAGUCUUGUGGUUUACAUUUUAAGAGCUCAAGACUUGCUGUAUUAUCAGAUCUUUAAGAUAGGGAAUGCCAAUCCCUGCAUCGUUGAAAUGUCAUGGUGACCAUACUGUAGCAUGUAAUAAAGCAGAAGAAAUGGGCAGGUAUAUAUAUUGCGUUUAAGCAAUUCCAGACGCAGAGCAGCAACACUGCAUGCGUGGACUUGCUCUUCCUCUCCUCACUCCUGCACCCUGAAAAUCUGCUCCAUACUGUCCCCACAAUACUCCAGAGCAGAUUAUUUAGGGGGUACAGUGUGUGAUGCAAUUUAACUAAUGGUGUGUUCUGGUGGAUGGACACAAUUGCAUAUUACUCUUAUUAUUAUUUUACUAAUAGAAGUUGUACCAGAAAACACUUGGGAGCUAUUCCACCCCAUAGGGCAUUCUUGAAUAAUCCAUCUCUCAGAUGUUUUCAGCACAUAAUGUGGUUUCAAACGCAAGCCCAUGUGACCAGUUCCUGUGCCAGUUGACAUAAAAGACUGUUCUGCUGAGCAGUUUCAUUGGGAGAGCUUUGGGGGUCAAUGUAUAAAGGCAUUUCAUUCCAUUUUUGAGGCAGUGCAGAUGGCAAAGCCCAACUAAUAAAGAAAAAUGAAACCAGUGAUAAAUGCGUAGAAAUUCCUCAUCUGCAUAGCAAAUAUACUGUAGUAUUGCACAUAGAAAUCCCAGCCAGAUGGUUGUAUAUUAAGUUGCCUCUUCUUGAACGAAUGGAAUAUAAUUGGUUGCUCAGGAUUUCUACAGACCCAGCUGCAGAUUACCAGAACCAUAACGAAGUGCUUGCUGUAUUGUCUUUUAAGUGAAAUCUUUUGAGCUGUAGUCUUCAAGCUAAAAUUGUGUCUCAUCAAAUGUUCUUAAUAAGGGAUCAUAUUUAGGUAUUUUGAACUGUGGGGAUAAAUAAGGCAAAGCUAACAGCUACAUUUAAUACAUGCUACUGAGACCUGUGUCCAGUUCAUACAAUAAUCUUUGGCUAUUUUUCACCCUCUUCUGAUUGUGUAGUCAUGGGCGUAGUACAACAUCAGCUUGAGGUACGUGGCUUUGCAACUGUUUUUGCAAUAAGGGCGGUGUUAAAAGUACUGCCAUGAUAGAAUCGUAGAGUUGGAAGGGACUCGGAACAGUAAUCUAGUCCAGCCUCCCCCUCCCCCAAAUGAUGCAGCAAUCACAGCUAAUGCUAACGAAUUGUCUCAUGGGUGAAUCGUCUGUGUACUUCUGCAUGAUUGUAGGCCCCUGUAUACCGGAGGGUGAUUAUGUGGUGAAAACUUGGUAGCAAAAAGUAUGGUUCUGUUUGGAGUAACCAUGUUAAUGAAAGCAGAUUUUAUUUUAUUGGUGCAAGACAGCAGGCUUUCCUGCCCGUCUCUGGAAAGACACGCAUCUACAAAGCCAAAUUCUGGAGUUCAAGUUUCAUUUCCUUAGAAAGCUGUUUGUUACAUGAAUGCUGUCGUCUUUUCAUGUGUUUAGCUGGGUGAAAGCGGUUACUGUAUGGGCCACGAACCAGAUUCAAUGGAAUUCAGUACACUUGGAGGCUGGGUGGCAACGCGAGCAUCAGGCAUGAAGAAAAACAUUUACGGAAACAUUGAAGACCUGGUAAUAAUUCCCCCCCCCCCCCAGCAAAUGAUCUCAUUACUGUUCAUCGGUGUUUGAUGCUUGUUCUAGUUCUAAUCUUUUUGUCAGUUAGUGGAAACUUAGGUUGUUCUGAAAUUCCAAAGAUAGUGUUUUUUUUAAAAAAAACCCAGUCUAGUCUUAGAGAGGCAAAGUUGAAUAUUAAAUGUUUUGAUCAAUAGUGGUAUAUUUGGGUUUAGGCUAAUGAUGGUUUUGGUAUGCUCACAUGCUUUUGUAUGUUUCAAUUCAUAUGUAAUUUUUAGGCAAAUAUAUUUUAUUAUACAGGUGGUUCAUAUAAAAAUGGUAACCCCAAGAGGUGUGAUACAGAAAAGCUGUCAAGGACCGCGUAUGUCAACAGGACCUGACAUCCAUCAUUUCAUUUUAGGAUCUGAAGGUAUGCAUCAAAAUAGAAUUGCAGUUUUUGUGUGCAGUUGUUUUGAGCCACAAGUCCUCUCAUCCCUGACCAUUGGCCAUGCAGGCUGCAGCUAAUGGAAGGAGUCCAAAACAACUGGAAGACAUUGGAUUUGAUAGGGCUUAUUCCUUUUGCCAUAAAGAAUAAGAUUUCUAAGGUUGAUGCCGUUAGAUGCAGUGCAAUUUCAACACAGUACAUAUAGCUGUAGACCUAUUUUGGUGUGAUGUAAUAAUUUGUACUGCUAAGGAAGAGGCUGGUGCCUUUUUCUUGGAGUAGUGCCAGAUUAGUAAUGCCUCUUGCUGAACACUAACUCUCCUGCAUCUUAGACUGCAUUUCUAAACACACUACACUGGUACCUCAGGUUACAUACGCUUCAGGUUACAUACGUUUCAGGUUACAGACUCCGGUAACCCAGAAACAGUACCUCAGGUUAAGAACUUUACCUCAGGAUGAGAACAGAAAUCACAUGGUGGCAUUGGGAGGCCCCAUUAGCUAAAGUGGUGCUUCAGGUUAAGAACAGUUUCAGGUUAAGAAUGGGCCUCCGGAACGAAUUAAGUACUUAACCCGAGGUACUACUGUAUUGAGUAAGCCCCACUAAGCACAGUGGAACUUUGAGUAAGCAUAUCUAGGGUGCUUUUUGCUUUAGCCACUCCUCUUAAAAGUCAUUAUAGCUUGGAUUUUCUGAUCAUAGAAACUCUGUGUUCUAUGUAAGGUGAAAAAACUAAAACAAAUGGAACAUCACAGCAUUUUGUAACAAGGUAGCCCUGUGUAUGCAAUAGGUAAAAGGUGAAACACCCCUGGAUGGUUAAUUCCAGCCAAAUUUGACCGUGGUGUCCGGUGGUGAUCUCUGCUUUCAGGCCAAUGGAGCUAGCAUUUCAUAGAAUCAUAGAGUUGGAAGAGACUACAAGGGCCAUCGAGUCCAACCCCCUGCCAAGCAGGAAACACCAUCAGAGCACUCCUGACAUAUGGUUGUCAAGCCUCUGCUUAAAGACCUCCAAAGAAGGAGACUCCACCACACUCCUUGGCAGCAAAUUCCACUGUCGAACAGCUCUUACUGUCAGGAAGUUCUUCCUAAUGUUUAGGUGGAAUCUUCUUUCUUGUAGUUUGGAUCCAUUGCUCCGUGUCCGCUUCUCUGGAGCAGCAGAAAACAACCUUUCUCCCUCCUCUAUGUGACAUCCUUUUAUAUAUUUGAACAUGGUUAUCAUAUCACCCCUUAACCUCCUCUUCUCCAGGCUAAACAUGCCCAGCUCCUUAGCCGUUCCUCAUAAGGCAUCGUUUCCAGGCCUUUGACCAUUUUGGUUGCCCUCCUCUGGACACGUUCCAGUUUGUCAGUGUCCUUCUUGAACUGUGGUGCCCAGAACUGGACACAGUACUCCAGGUGAGGUCUGACCAGAGCAGAAUACAGUGGCACUAUUACUUCCCUUGAUCUAGAUGCUAUACUCCUAUUGAUGCAGCCCAGAAUUGCAUUGGCUUUUUAGCUGCCGCGUCACACUGUUAGCUCAUGUCAAGUCUGUGGUCAACCAAGACUCCUAGAUCCUUUUCACAUGUACUGCUCUCAAGCCAGGUGUCACCCAUCUUGUAUUUGUGCCUCUCAUUUUUUGUGCCCAAGUGCAAUACUUUACAUUUCUCCCUGUUAAAAUUCAUCUUGUUUGUUUUUGCCCAGUUCUCUAAUCUGUCAAGGUCGUUUUGAAGUGUGAUCCUGUCCUCUGGGGUGUUAGCCACCCUCCCAGUUUGGUGUCAUCUGCAAAUUUGAUCAGGAUGCCCUUGAGUCCAUCAUCCAAGUCGUUGAUAAAGAUGUUGAAUAAGACCGGGCCCAAGACAGAACCCUGUGGCACCCCACUAGUCACUCUUCUCCAGGAUGAAGAGGAACCAUUGAUGAGCACCCUUUGGGUUCGGUCAGUCAGCCAGUUACAAAUCCACUGAGUGGUAGCAUAGUCAAGACCGCAUUUUACCAGCUUCUUUACAAGAAUAUCAUGGGGCACCUUGUCAAAUGCCUUGCUGAAAUCAAGGUAGGCUACAUCCACUGCGUUCCCUUCAUCUACCAGGCUUGUAAUUCUGUCAAAAACGAGAUCAGGUUAGUCUGACAUGACUUAUUUUUCAGAAAUCCAUGCUGACUAUUGGUGAUCACAGCAUUCCUUUCUAGGUGCUCACAGACUGUUUGCUUAAUGAUCUGCUCCAGAAUCUUCCCUGGUAUUGAUGUCAGACUGACUGGGCGGUAAUUAUUUGGGUCCUCUCUUUUCCCCUUUUUGAAAAUAGGGACAACAUUUGCCCUCCUCCAGUCUGCCUGGACUUUGCCUGUUCUCCAGGAAUUCUCAAAGAUGACUGCCAGUGGUUCUGAGAUCACAUCUGCCAGUUCUUUUAAUACUCUUGGAUGCAGUUCAUCUGGCCCUGGAGACUUGAAUACAUCUAAAUUAGCCAAGUAUUCUUGUACUAUCUCCUUAGUUAUUCUGGGCUGUGUUUCCUCUGCUGAAUCAUUUGCUCCAAAUUCUUCAGGUCGGGCAUUGUUUUCUUUAUCGGAGAAGACUGAGGCAAAGAAGGCAUUGAGGAGUUCAGCCCUUUCUGUGUCCCCUGUUUGCAUUUCACCAUCUUCUCCUCUGAGUGACCCCACUGUUUCUUUGUUCUUCCUUUUGCUACAAACAUACCCAUAAAAGCCUUUUUUGUUGCUUUUAACCUGUCUAGCAAGCCUGAGUUCAUUCUGUGCUUUAGCUUUUCUGACUUUGUGUCUACACGUGCUGGCUAUUUGUUUGAAUUCCUCUUUGGUGGUUUCCCCCCUUUUCCAUUUUUUGUACACAUCCUUUUUUAAUCGUAACUCAGUUAAAAGUUCUUUAGAUAGCCACCCUGGCUUCUUUAGGCACCUUCCAUGUUUCCGUCUCAUUGGUAUUGCCUGAAGUUGUGCUUUUACUAUCUCCCUCUUAACAAACUCCCAGCCAUCAUGAACUCCCUUUCCUUUUAGUAUUACUGUCCAUGGGAUCUCACCCAGCACUUCCCUAAGUUUUAUGAAGUCGGCUUUCUUAAAGUCAAGAAAUUGAGUCCUAGUAUGCUUGGCUGCUCCUUUCCGCUGUAUAAUAAACUUCAGAAGAGCAUGAUCACUCGCGCCUAAUGAUCCUUCCACUUCUACCCCACUAACCAGGUCAUCAACAUUGGUUAGGACCAGAUCUAAAAUGGCUGUUCCUCUUGUUGCUUCUCCCACUUUCUGGACAAUGAAGUUGUCUGCAAGGCCAGUGAGGAAUCUGUUUGACCUUAUGCUCUUGGCUGAGUUUGACAUCCAACAAAUAUCCGGGUAAUUUAAGUCCCACAUUACUACUAUCUCCCUUCCUUUUGCAUGCUUGGCCAUCUGUUCCAGGAAGGCAUCAUCUAUGUCCUCCGUUUGGCUUGGGGAUCUAUAGUAAACUCCCACAAUGAGGUCACUGUUAUUCUUCUCUCCCUUAAUUUUGACCCAAAUGCUCUCACUUUGGCUUUGAGGUUCUAAAUCUUGGAUCUCUUCACAGGUAUACACAUCCCAGACAUAUAACGCCACUCCUCCUCCUUUCUUGUCUGGUCUAUUUCUCUGAAAUAGAUUGUAUCCCUCCAUUAUUACAUUCCAAUUGUGGGACUUAUCCCACCAGGUUUCAGUGAUGCCUAUUAUGUCAUAUUUAGUUUGCUGUACCAAGAGCUCAAGCUCAUCUUGUUUAUUUCCCAUGCUUUGCGCAUUAGUGUACAGACAUUGAAGUCCAUUAAUCAUUCCCCCGUGUCUCUUAUUUAAGGAUUUUUUCCUCCCACCACUAGGUCUGCGUGCUGUUUGCUCCAUUUGGUCUAUGACAUUUGGAUGAUCAUCUUCAUCAAUUGAUAGACUCCUACCUUCAGGAGCACUGUUUCCCUCCCCCACAUUAGUCAGUUUAAAGCCCUCCUGAUGAGGUUUCUGAGAUUUUGGCAAAAAUAUUCCUCCCAACCGUUGUGAGGUGCAGCCCAUCGCUUGCCAGAAGUCCAUCUUCAAGAAACUGCAGUCCGUGAUCUAAGAAUCCAAACCGUUCCUGUUUACACCAUUUGCGAAGCCAGCUGUUCACUUCCACUAUUUUCCCUCUCUCCCUGGGCCACGUCGUUCAACUGGGAGGACAGAUGAGAUGACAAUUUGUGCAUUUAAUUGCUUCAAUUUCCUGCCCAGAGCCUCGUAGUCUCUUUUGAUCUUCUGGAGGCUAUUGCUUGCAGUGUCAUUGGUUCCCACAUGAACCAAGAGGAAGGGUUAUUUGUCAGUGGGUUUUAUGAUUCCUUGCAGUCGUUCAGUUACAUCUUGGAUCUUAGCCCCGGGGAGACAGCACACUUCCCGAGACAUCUUGUCAGGCCCACAGAUCACUGCUUCUGUUCCCCUCAGUAGGUAAUCCCCUAUCACCUACACUACACGCCUCCUCUUAGGUUUGGUCGGGGUUCUUCCGUGAGCUGUCCGUUCUAAGGUCGCCUGCGCAUUCCCUGAGGACUGACUUUGCUGCUCGUCUUCAUUUACCUGAUCGACUGUAAUGAGGGAGAGAUCCUCAAAUGGAGUCUGUUCUUCGUCUUCCAUGCUAGGGGAGAGGACCUCAAAGCGAUUGUGUAUUUCUAAACAAUCAGAGCGAACCCUGGGCCUCCUACUUCUUUGAGUCACGUUUCUCCAUAUCUGGCUCCUGUGUUGGUGAACUAGCCUCCUUCUCAGCGGAGUCCCCUGUCUCCUCCUUGGUGGAGACGGUGUGCUCUGUUGCUUCCAAGAAGAGCUCCAACUCUCUAAUUCUUUGGAGCGUAGCUACACAUUCCUCCAGUUGCUGGACUUUGUCUUUUAAGAGGGCAAUCAACAUGCAAUUGCUGCAGUUAAAGCUGCCUGCAACCUUUGGCAAGAUGGCAAACAUUGCGCAGGAACCGCAGGCGACUGCAGCUGUUCCCUCCCCCUCCAUCUUGAGAACGUGUCGUUAGGGGUGGCAACAGCAGUCCUCCAUCAUAAAAAGCGUGAAGACAGGACAAAUAACUCCCCCCACAAAAAAAACCUAGGUCUCCCCCAACAAACGUUUGAGACUAGCUCCCCUAAAUCUAAAAGAUGGAUCAAACUGCGCGCGCCACUAGGCCUCUGACCUUUGCACAGGGAGAGCAGCUAAUCAGCCACAAAGAAACGCACACACACAAGAAAACCCUUUUUGCUCCUUCUUCAACUGCUGCCCUGCAAGCUCUCACAGACAGCUUUUCUGGGUCAUGUGGCCAGCAUGACUCAACCACUUUUGGCGCAACGGGACUCCGUGACUAAAGCUAGAGCACAUGGAAACACCAUUUACCUUCCCGCCACAGCAGUACCUAUUUAUCUCCUUGUGCUGGUUUGCUUUUGAACUGCUAGGUUGGCAGGAGCUGGGACAGAGCAGCGGGGGCUCAUCCCAUCGCAGGGAUUCGAACUGCCAACCUUCCGAUCAGCAAACCCAAGAGGCACAGUGGCUUAGACCACAGCGCCAUCACGUCCCUGUUAUUCAAUAGGGCAUUACAGUACAGAGUACCUAGUUUCCUAGAGGUGCUUCAUUUGCAGUGGACAUCCAGCUAAAUGUUGGAUUACAAGAGUACAGAGAUGAAAAUUCUCUGUCGGGAUUAAGUAGGGACAGUAGAACUCUGGUGCGCUGUGUUUGCUGAAGCGUUAAACUAAUUUAUUAAAACCGUUUUAGAGUUCUCAUUUGGAAUAAGGGAAAAGUGAUGGACACGUGACAGAUAAUGUGAAAUUGCCCUUUUUUUAGUCUACAUUGUCAUUUUACAAAAUCUGUGCAAGCCUAUCCCGUCUGAGCAAGCGUAUCAGCUUGCUGGACAGAACAAUUCCCUCUCUCCCAGCCCCUUCUCCUGACCUCCCCAGAAGCCAUUGCACUGGGCUUCAAUUGAUGCUGAUACACAAUGAUGCACAAUACAUUUCUAUGAAGAAAUUCUGAGGCACUCUGUGUUGUAGUGCAUUGACCCAUUUUAUUUACUACAUGCAGUAGCUCGGGCAUGGUGCCAAACCAUGGAUUGACUUAGUUAUAGAUGAGAACCCAGACUAUUUUGACUACCAAACAUACAAGGCAGCCAUAGUUACAGAGUUGCUGGUUUGCUUGCAGUUUCUUUCUGUUCAGCACACUUCCACUUGAUUGCUGGGCACACGCUGCCUUGUUUCCCAGUACUUUUUUUCUGUUCUGUUUAAAUGAUUGGCAGGUGCUGUCAAAAUAUGAGAAAGCCUCUUUUGAUGUUUUGCUUGAUACUAAACAGUGCAAAACAAUUUCUUUCUAUAUUGGUCCUUUUGGAAGAAAAACACCUAGCACACUAGUUAUAACUUGCCCUUGGUGCUUAUUUCCAGUGCUUUUUUUUCUAAAAAAAAAAAUGUUUAGGGGGUACUCUCAUUUUCCUACUCAUAUUGAAAUACUGCCCCUCAAUGAGGCCAAACAUAGAUUCACAAAAUGUUUAGGGGUAUGCGUCCCCCCAGAAAAAAGCACUGCUUAUAUCAUAGUUUUAACUACACUACGUUGAAAGAGCAAAGCUUUCUUCACAUUAUGAUGGAACUUUGAAAUUACAUCAAUAUUUAAUCUUACGAAUUUUAUUUCUACAAUUAGAAAGCUAAUCCUCACAGUUUGAUAAAUACUGCAUUAACUGAACAUUACUGCGCUAACUGAACACCGCCGUUUGGAGGUUCUGGAAUAGGAAAUAUUUGUUAAAGAAUUGGGCAUGGUUUUCAAAAUAAACAAAGAUGGGAUUCUUAAUUUUGCCUAUUAAAUCACAAAAUGAUUUUUGUAAAUCUUUCGACGAUAGCAAAAUGACCAUUUCCCUCUUUUUAUAAAGGAACCCUUGGAGUGGUAACAGAAGUUACAAUAAAAAUUCGACCAAUCCCUGAAUACCAAAAGUAUGGGUCUAUAGUAUUUCCAAACUUUGAGAAAGGGGUGGCCUGUUUAAGAGAAGUAGCAAAGCAGGUAAAGUAACCUUAUCUUCAAGUUGUUUUAUUGCACUUUUUAUUUAUUUAUAUAAAAAAGAGUAGUAUCAAAAUGCUUUCACUAGAUGGCAUGCUAAUGCUCUGCUCUGCUGUCUUUUUCUUGAGGCUGGGCAAUAUGCUUAAAGGGGAAAUCUCCCACUAAGCUUCUGGGAGAUUGCUAAAUUGAAUGUUAAGAUUUUAUAUUGCUCUGGUUUGCUUUCCUGGAUUUAGUAUCCCCCCCCCCCCCCCGCUGUAAUUAGGCAGCAGCUAUUGCUUCAAACUUGAAAACAUUUACAAAUUAGCAUAAAAGGGCUUGGGAAACUGUAUUGCUAGCAUACUGAGUUCAGGGUGAGAUCUGGGCCAGUUAAAGUAUUCAGUGUCCUUAUUUAACAAAUGACUCAUUGUAAAAAUGUUGCCCUUUACAUCCUUCUCCCUCUUCUUUAUUAUAUUCCCCAGUCAGUCCAAUAAAUAAUUCCCUUAUUCUGUACCUUUUCCAUAGGUCAGUCUUUGUUUGUUUCCCCCCACCCCCUUUGUUAGAAUACCUAGUUUCUUGGGUAUACACAAAAUGUGUGUGCAUCUGUCUGCACACAAUUAUCUUUUGCACUGCAUAUAAGUUCUGUUCCGUCUUUCUCAGUUAAUGGUUGUAUCCAGCUAAGUUCUACUCAGAGUGUAGUCGUUUCCAUUAAUUUCAGUGGGUAUCCUCUUAGUAUGACUAACAUUGUCAACAACCCAACAUAUAUAUAUAUAAAACCAUUUGCUUACAAUUUCUUCUAUUUUAUUAUUGACAUGGGGAACACACUCUUUUUAACAAUGACAGGGCAUUAUUAGUAGGUCCUAGAAGGUGCGCCAACUCUCCCCCCACUAAACUUGAAUAUUUCCCCCAUUGUUCCAAGUAGUUUCUAAAACCUUACAUAGCAUUGAUCCAUAGAGAGCUGGUUCUAUAUCUUAAAUGUAUGUAUUUGAGGCUGGACAGACUACAAACAGGGGUAUGCUAUCAAAGGCCAGAUGUUGACCUAAUGUAAUACAAUGCAAAUUUUGCAAACCACAUUAAUCUUAAUCAGUCUGGGCCUCUGUGUUAAGAUUACCGAAUGUGUUUUUUUACAGCAUGAUGUAACUCCUUUAUAGAGGUUCAGUAUUUGACUGUAUUUCAUCCCAUGCCAGAUUUUUCUUUAAAAAAUUACACAAUUGCUUUACUUUCUAUCGGUGUUCUUUAUUCACAUGCAACUUGUCUCUUUAUAGCGAUGUGCUCCUGCAUCCAUUCGCCUUAUGGACAAUAAUCAAUUUCAAUUUGGUAAGUUUUUACUAAUUUUGCUCAUGAUUUGCUUUUGUAAACCUGCGCCGAACCUUGUGGUCUGAUAGCGGGUAUUCUGUGACCUUGGCGAUAGGGGAUUGAAAAUUAAAAAUGUGCCCCCUCUUUCCCAUACUCCCUUGUCAUUCUCCAGUUUUUGCCUCUCCCAGCUUUGGUGCCAGUAACCAUGGUUCAUUGUAGUGACCAAUAUCUAGAGACCUGCUCAGGUAGUUCUGCAUGGCUAAGGCAGUUUUGGACUUGUGGUUCUUGAGCAUCCCCUGCUGCCGAGCAAACAGCUUUUGCAAAUAAGUUGGUUUGUCAGCUGUCAAGGAAAAAAGUCAAAGAGCUUGACCUCUUUGACUCUAGACUUGGUUAAUUCUAACCCAACAUUUGAAAUCAGAAUUUAAAGGGACGAGGGCAUGAUCUGCAGUUGGUUACUAAUUCCAAUGUUUUCAGUUCAUUCCUUUGUGCCAUUCAUCACUGACGUCAGAUGGAGUUGAUUAUGCAGUAUGGAUACUUUGAUUAUUUUCUACCUUUCUGCUGACUGCACUGGGCUCUCAGUGACUCACAUAAAAUCCAAAUGCAGUCAAAACCAUUCUUCAAAAUUAAGAUUGUAGUGUCUUAAUUGAUUGAUUCCCCCCCCUUUAAUUAAAAACCUCUUGAUCAACUGAUCAGGGGCACCUUAAUUAGACAACACAUUUUUAAGUGAUUUAAAACAUAUAUAGUCUCAUUUAUCUUAGAGGCAUUCCUACCUUCUCUCGCACAAGAAGAAAUGUUUCUCCACACACGCAUCAUCUGAAAACAGAGCAUACUUAGUUUUUCCAUUCUGUUUAUUAGUAUGCAUACUUUGUAGGUUUAAUCAAUUAAAAUUCACAUUAUUUUUCAGUUUCUUUGAUUGGAUGGUGUCCCUAAAGAGAGAAAGCUUAAAAGCAAGACAAAAAAUAUACCCUCAUAAAGUGCAGCAGCAGUCAUUGUACUAGCAGUCUCCCCCUAAAGCUUGUUGAAAUAAUAAAAAGAACCAUCUUCUGAUUCUUACAUCUCUUUCCUUCUACCACUACUUUGUUGGUUUAUUCUCUUUAAGAAAAUUAGAACAUUUUUGGGCAGACAGAGCUUGACUGAGGAAGUUGACUUAGGGCUGCAGUUAAUGAAGAAGAGCAUUUGAUUGUUCUAGAGUUGUGGGAGCAGCCUUAGUGAACAAGGGUUCUUUGUUGCAUUGGGGGCGUGAAAUACCAUCUCCCACCCCAUUCUGACUUGUCAGCAAAAGCUAGAUAAUGUAGGCAAAAAUAAUCUGAGACUAGGUAAACAUCUCCUAGCACUUCUACUAUAGAUAGCAUUGAGUCAAAGUCUAAGAUUGUUACAGAAGUAGUUGUGUAAAAUGUCUUACGUGAAUGUCUCCACUAGAUGAAAAGCUGAUCCACAAACAGAACUUCAGCGCUAGGUUUCUCCCAUCGGUGUGUGUGUGUGUUUGUAAUCUGUAAAAUAAACAGCCAAAUUAACUUUUGAAUGCAUGAAUAUACAAGUGGCUUCUAAACAAACAAAAAUAGGGAAUCUACCUGACUUUAUGGACGGGACUGGGGAGUAGCAAAUACAUCUGUUCUCUGUAGUGCAGAGGUAGUCAUUCUGUAGGAAAGAGAAUCACAGACUCCUAUUUUGAUGUACUUUUGUAAGCAGGCAAAGAAUUAGACUUGACAGAUUUCACCGAGUUUUCAGAUUUCUUGCAUUUAUGCCUAAACGUGCAGGGUUCCCAUAAGUCCCUUGCAACAGUGUUAGUGGUAAGUUUAUUUUGCUAAGAAAUGGAGCACUUACUAAUAAAAAAACUUUAAGCUCCAGCUUUUCAGUCACAUUUCCAAAUAAAAUUCUGAACUCCAUUAAUAUAGUUGUCUUACAUUUUUUUUCCUUUUUCCUAACUCUUGCCAAGGACAUGCUCUUAAACCACAGGUUUCUUCAAUUUUUACAUCGCUUCUGGACGGGUUGAAAAAAUUCUACAUCACAAAGGUAUUUAAUUUUUAUCCUCGGCCUCUAAUUAAUUCAGAUUCUAAAAGCUUUGGACCCACGUGCCUGCAAAAGCACACUGUAUAAAAUUGCAUGUUAGGUCUUCUCUUCUUCCCCCACACCAAAUCUUAACCUGGAUUUUAAAAAAAGAAGUGUACUUAAUGUUUACACUAGUGCAGAGUCUAAGAGUGCAAAUGGCAGAACAGCAUCUGCCAGCUGUUUUAGUUGAGAGUAGUAGUACAACGGGACACGGGUGGCGCUGUGGGUUAAACCACAGAGCCUAGGACUUGCCGAUCAGAAGGUCGGCGGUUCAAAUCCCCGCGACGGGGUGAGCUCCCGUUGCUCAGUCCCUGCUCCUGCCAACCUAGCAGUUUGAAAGCACAUCAAAGUGCAAGUAGAUAAAUAGGUGCCACUCCAGCGGGAAGGUAAACGGUGUUUCCGUGCGCUGCUCUGGUUCGCCAGAAGUGGCUUAGUCAUGCUGGCCACAUGACCCAGAAGCUGUACGCCGGCUCCCUCGGCCAAUAAAGCGAGAUGAAUGCUGCAACCCAAGAGUCGUCACGACCGGACCUAAUAGUCAGGGGUCCCUUUCCCUUUACCUAGUAGCACAACACAGGUGGGGAAGAGAGGUGGGAACUUCUGGUGUCAGAGUUCCUGCAUUUAUCUGAAUGAGAAAUAUUUUUGCGUGUGCAAGACAUCUCUUCAUUGACUUGUUGGCCUCUACCAUUAGGGGUGGGGGAGAAAAAAAAGCGAAACCUUACACACCAAUAGGCUGUUCCUGCUAAUCUUGAUGCCAACAUAUUAAUUCUGUAUCCUCCAUAAUUUUAGCAGCAGAAGUUUGUUGAACUUGGAAAGUUUCAAAAUGAAAUUUCGUGUUCAGAGAAUAAAGAUUCACUUAUUAUCAGAAACACCAACAUGGCAGUAGUUGUAAAUGGUUACAGAAUAGAAAAUAAUGGAUGCUUUACAACACUUUGGUUGCUCUCCCCCCCCCCCUUGCAUUUGUAAAAGUGAAUUUUCAGAUUGGUUCUCUUGACGGCAUCCUCUUGAGCGUUUCUCUUAAGUAUUGCCCUUUCAAAUUUGUGCCAUGUUACCUUGAAAUAUGCCUCCUGUUUAUGCUAAAAUGCUUGUGAAUCUGCUUUAGAAGUAUUGUGUUCAAAAUAAGUUAGGAACAUGAAUAUAUUGUAAAUGACUUAAAAUGGUGGAUCAACAUGAAUAAUGGUAUCUUCUUGUACUACCUUCAUAUAAUGGAGAUGCCUGUCUUUCCACAGUUCAAAGGAUUUGAUCCCAAUAUGCUAUGUGUCACCACCUUACUUUUUGAGGGAGACAGAGAGAAGGUUCUUCAGCAUGAAAAGCAAGUUUACGAUAUUGCUGCAAAAUUUGGGUAUGAAACCUUCAUAUCUUAAUAGUUAAGCAAUGUGUUGAAAAGUCCAAAAUCUUUGUAGAGCUGAAAACCAGAGGCCUUUUAUGAAAAUUUAUGGAAAUCAUGAGGUAUCAUGCAUUUUUUCAAUAAUACAAAACCAUUUUGGAAAGUGAGAAUGAAAUUGUAGACAUUAACUAAGAGGUUAGUGCAUAAAAAUGUACCUGAAAACACAAGAGUCAUUUGAAUUUGCUUGAGCGGAAAUGUUUGUAGGGACUUAACUGUGAUACGAAAUUGAAUACAUUUUGCCAUAGUCCAGUUGAGGUCAGGGCUAUUUCCUUUUCUCUGUAGCACACGAAAGGGACUUUUGUGACACUAAACAAACAAAUCUUAACACACUGAAGGAGAGCAUUGUUUUGAGCAUUAUACCUUAAUCCUGUGCAUUAUUGACUAAAGCUGUGACUCAGGCCAGCCUGUUUUAAAAAGGAAAUUGUAUUUAAUCAACAGAACUUGAUUAAUUAUAUGUAUUCCACCUCCUGUCACUGAUUGCUCUGUGCUGUUACAAAGGAACAGAAAACAUUUCACUUUAAUAACAAGCUGAGUAAUGAUAGGGUGGUUUGUGUCCAUCUGGUUUGAUUGAUUACAGGACUAAUCAAUGAAACCACGGUGAAGAUAUUUGUCUGGGCCACAACUUUAUUUCCCAUUUAAGCAAAUUAUUACUUAGAUCACUGUGUUUAAUGGGGAAAAACAGACACUCUGCAAAUGUUCUGCGUUACAGGUUCACUAACCUAAUAUCUGAAUGACAUGUUACAACUCUCAACUUCCCAUUCUCAGCAAAAUGUCCUUUCAAGAAGCAGUGAACUGAGAUUUAAGGGGCAGGCUGAUAGGGGACAGAAGUAAAACACCUUCUGAAAUAUAGAUACUUUGUGAACAUUAAGCAAUUACAGGAUAGCCUGGCAGCUUAAAAAGUAGGAGCUGUCUGGCAUUCUUGGUCAAACAUCUGGGGUGGCCCAGCCAGAUGGGCGGGGUACAAAUAAUAAAUUAUUAUUAUUAUUAUUAUUAUUAUUAUUAUUAUUAUUAUUAUUUGCUAACCUUGAAGCUAGAAGACGAGGAGAACUGGAACAGACAGCCACUGUUAGCUGUUUUGGCUACUAACCCCAAAACUCAGCUUGUUCACCUAGAGGGUGUUUUCCUUGUACUUGCUGCCCCUUUGCUCUUCUGCCAGAAGAACAAGGGGAUAAAGUGUUGUCAGCUUAUCCAAGAAUACCCCACCAUGUUGCCCCAGCUGUCAGCUGCUGCCCAUGGCUAGCUAGAAUACUGCCAGGCUGCACAUGCCUGCUUGGGUUUCAGAGUUUUCUCUGCCUCAAAUGUGCCAGUGAAACUGAAAGCACAAAUGUCAGCUUACAGGUGAAGUGCCUAUAUAGCCAGCAGCACAGCCAGGCUAAGCUGCCAUUUCGGUUUUCACUGGGGGGCCCCUCACUUGAGGGAAACAGGCAUGUAACAGACACCAUGCUUACCUGCUGUUUGCAUAGAAGUGUUCUCCUUGGCCCCUGAAGUCUCUUGAGUUGAAGCUGCAUGCUGUUUUUCAUUCAUUUCAUUUGGUAUUUGAGAAAAGCUCUUAAAAGAAAAUGCUGCUGAAAAUAGCGGACAUUUCUCUCACAAUUUCUAUCGCACGCUGCUAUAUCUGAGCAGGCUGAAAGCAAAGAGUAAGGUUACCGUAACUUCCGUCAUAGAGCUUCAGUAUGCUGAUGACAACAUAGUGUGUGCAAGCUCAGAGGAUGACUGCCAAACCAUCCUAAAUAUAUUUGCAGAAGCUUACGAAAAUCUUGGCCUAUCACUCAGCAUCCAAAAAACCAAAGUGCUGCACCAACAAGUACAAAAUAACCCCUCUGCAGCGCCACAAAUUCAACUCAAUAGUGUAACGCUGGAAAAUGUUGAUCACUUCUCCUACCUGGGCAGUUAUUGUUCCACAAGGGCCAACAUUGAUGCUGAAAUCCAGCAUCGCCUGAGCUCUGCGAGUGCGGCUUUCUUCUGACUGAAGUGCAGAGUGUUUGAGGACCGGGACAUUCGCAGGGAAACCAAAAUGCUUGUUUACAAAGCAUUUUGUACUACCAACCUAACUGUAUGCUUGUGAAACAUGGACCACUUAUAACCGCCAUCUCCAACUCCUCAAAAGAUUCCAUCAACGGUGUCUCCGAAAAUUUGUACACAUCACUUGGGAAGACAGGCGAAAUAAUACCAGUGUACUGGAAUAAGCAAAUAUCAUCAGUGUUGAAGCAAUGAUUCUUCAACAUCAACUUCAUUGGACUGGUCAUGUUGUGCAGAUACCUGAUGAUCGUCUUCCAAAGCAACUGCUCUAUUCCGAACUUAAAAAUGGAAAGCGUAAUGCUGGUGGUCAACAAAAGAGGUUUAAAGGCUGUCUCAAGGCAAAUCUUAAAAAAUGUAGUAUAAACACCAACAAUUGGGAAAUACUUGCCUGCAAGCACUCCAAUUGGAGAACAGCCUUUACCAAAGGUGUCAUGGGCUUUGAAGACACUUGAACUCAGGACGCAAGGGAGAAAUGUGCUAAAAGGAAGGCAUGCUUGGCAAAUCCACACCGCAAUCAACUUCCUCCUGGAAACCAAUGUCCCCACUGUGGAAGGACAUGUGGAUCCAGAAUUGGCCUCCACAGUCACUUACGGCUUCAUUGUUAAAACAGUGUGUAUGGAAAGACAAUCUUACUUGGCUAUGAGUGAUCGCCAAAGAAAGAAAGAAGAAGGUAGUCUUAUUUCAUACUGCCAGGUAGCAAAAAUCCCUCCCUCUUGUCUCUUUCGGAUCUCCAGGAGGCCUGAGCUCUAUAUUUAAAACUAAAUGAAGAUUAUGAAGGGAAGCUGGACUAAAUCUAAAUUAGAUGUGCCUGUUCUUUAAACCUACCAAACUAGCAAGAAUCAGAAGGGUAUAGGUGAUUGUUGCUACUUGAAAUUUAAAAUAAUAAAAGUAAAAUGAGAUAUGAUUGCCUGUCACUUUGCUAUUUUGUUCCUACAUGCCUUAUAUUUUAUUUUUUCUUCAAAGAAAAUGAGUUUAGGCAGUCCUGCCACUCUGUUAUUUUUUUUGGGUCAGCUUCUCAAAUACACACACACUUAAACUUAAUAUGUAUUUAUUUAGAGCAUUUGUACCCCAGUCUUCAGCCAAAAUGGCUCCCAGAGCAGCUUCCAUAAAAAUCAAUUGAAAUGGGGCAUUUUAAACGGAACUUAAUUUACCUGCCUAAAUUCUUGAUUGGAAACAACCUUGCUGUAAACCAUUUCAUGCUUUAGGAAUAACUGAUGUAUUAUGAUAUUUUACUGUCCUUAAAUUAUAGUGGUUUGGCAGCUGGAGAAGACAAUGGACAGAGAGGAUACAUGCUAACGUUUGUCAUUGCUUACCUUCGGGUAGGUCUCUUAUUUUAUUUAUUUUUUAAAAAACUCAGUUUCCCAUUAUGUACUGUGCUGUUGUGUAUAUGAGACAAGGAGGGGGGAAGGUGUUGCAUAUUUUAAUGGUUCAGAGUUUUUUCAUAUACAAAACAACAACAUUCAUGUUGGGCUGCUCUGCUUUCUUGUUACACUUCCUAAAAAUUUGUGCAGUUGCAGAAUUUUGCCUACAGGAUGCACACCGACCCCAUGACAAAUGAAUCGGUCAGCUUUAGUUUGGGAAGGAUUAGAUGGGGAGGAAGUUUGAAUCCAGGUCUAUCCACAUUCUCUUCCCCCACCCCACCCCAAAACAGCUUGAAGAAAGAUCUCUCAGCUACCUAGCCCUGAUCAUCUCAUUAGGUAGAUAUAUGAAGGUCAGUAGGCACUGUUCAGGAACAGGCCAGCAAUGAGGUGAGGCCAUUUGCUUUUGGCAGCAGAUCUGACCCCACCAUUGCGCUGUUAUCAAGGAGAGGUGAGGGGAAGACAGGGUCCUAGAGUCGUUCCUCCCAAAGCCCAAUUAGUGCUUUUCCAGUUUGGGGAAGGAGGUAGGGGGGCUCUAGGAUCCUGGCAGAGCCUUACGCCUCCUUCUCAAAGCCCAGUGCAUCACUUAGUCUGCUUUAGGGACUGUGGCAAAUCUCUGUGGCAAAGCUCUUCCUGAUUAAAAAAAACCAUGACUUGACCUGAUAACAUGUCAGCUGUGUUCCUGAUGCCUAAAGGCUGAAAAGACUAUAGCAAUUUGAAGUACCGUAUUUUACGCCCUAUAGGACGCACUUUUUCCCCUCCAAAAAUGAAGGGGAAAUGUGUGUGCGUCCUAUGGGGCGAAUGCAGGCUUUCGCUGAAGCCUGGAGAGCGCGAGGGGGCGGUGCGCACCGACCCCUCUCGCUCUCCAGGCUUCAGGAAGCUAUCCCCCCAGCCCCGCAAGCUCCCAGAGCGAUGCCGAAGCUGCGCGCAGCUUUGGCAUCGCUCUGGCACCCGUUCUGGGGGCAGGGGUCGGGGGAAGCUCGGGCAUCCCCCGCCCCAGCCCUGCGCCUGGGGGGGGGGGAAUAAUUUUUUUCCCUUUAUUCCCCCCCCCCCCCAAAAAAUAAUCUAGGUGCGUCCUAUGGGCCGGUGCGUCCUAUAGGGCGAAAAAUACGGUAGUUGGUAGAAUAAACAAAUUUACGCAGUAGGUCCUGGGAGUAUGCUAGGUCUCUUUGACAUAUUAAUAGACUUGAAUGUUUUGGGUUCUGUGAUUAUACAAAAUAGCAGCUUCGAGGCCUAUAGAGACAUAACUUGAGGAGUUCUAAUCUGCAAAUGAUCUCCUCUCUAGGACCUGGGCAUGGAUCAUUAUAUAAUAGGAGAAUCGUUUGAAACGUCUGUUCCCUGGGACAGGUAAAACCAGUGCAUUUUCUGUUUUUGCAUUGUCUGAAGUCGUAAAAGCUGUGCACCAUAUGAAAAGGGUCACUAAAGUUUUCCAAAAUUAGUAAGGUGAGAUUAUACAUUUUUCUGGCCAUGUGUGACCUACUUUAGAAGUAGAAUUUCUAAUGAGGGUUCUUGUUGAAUUAAACAAGCCACUGAUUUUUAUCCAAGAAUAUAUUGAGAAAACAGCUAAUUUCUCUCAGCUGAUAAGCAAGUGAAUGGCUUCCUGUAUACAUAACUGUUUUCCGAAGACCAUCCAAAUCUAGUCCUACAAUUCUAGGAGGCCGUUGGGUUCAGAUAGUAUAUAGAGCUUCAUGUUCCACAUGCAUAAUUGUUCUUAACUGUUAUCAUUUUCCAAAUACAACUUUCAUGUCCUACAACAUGCAUAAACACAAUUUUCUGGAUUGGGCCUUCCAUUUGUGAGAAGCUUCUCUGUAUCUGUACCGUACAUUACAUAACUUUGACUUCCUUCAGGAUCAUGGCAGUUUUGAAACAACAAAUGUAGAUUUAGUUCAUGUGAAAUACUUGCAUCCCAUCAAACAGUUUGCAAGCCAUGCCCAUCAACAUCUUAAAGGUAAAGGGACCCCUGACCAUUAGGUCCAGUCGUGGCCGACUCUGGGGUUGCGGCGCUCAUCUCGCUUUAUUGGCCGAGGGAGCCGGUGUACAGCUUCCGGGUCAUGUGGCCAGCAUGACUAAGCUGCUUCUGGCGAACCAGAGCAGAGCAUGGAAAUGCCGUUUACCUUCCCGCCGGAGCGGUACCUGUUUAUCUACUUGCACUUUGAUGUGCUUUCGAACUGCUAGGUUGGCAGGAGCAGGGACCGAGCAACGGGAGCUCACCCCAUCACUGGGAUUCGAACCGCCAACCUUCUGAUCGGCAAGUCCUUGGCUCUGUGGUUUAACCCACAGUGCCACCUGUGUCCCUAUAUCGACAUCUUAUAUAGGAGCAUUUACAAAGUAAGUGUGGGCCAUGUUAUCUGUUGCAGGAUUAGCGUUAGGAGGAGCUUGGCAGAAAUAUACGGUAUCUGCUUUGUCAGAUUAUGCAGUAGAUACACCUAACUAGAAGAGGAUUCCUAAGUGGUGAGCUGUUGGGCAAAAUAUUGCAAUAGAUGCCACAGCUGUAACAAAGAAGGAAAUGUUUUCAAGAAAUAAGGAAAUACAGUGCGCGCGUGCGCGCACACACACACACACAUCAGCACUGUGUUCAAAACUCUUCCUCCACCAGGAGCAGACCAUUAGUGCUGGAGAACUAUGUGACUUUUUGCAUUUCUUUUCCUCUGUAAACUCAGCCAUUUUCUUUUUGCAUUGCAAACGUUAGUAUGUCCAAACAUUGCAUUUAGAAUCCUACUAAACUUUAUUCUUUUCUGGCAACCUGUGUUUUAAAGCAAACAAGCUGAAUUUAACCUUGGCUCCUUAACACUUAUAAACUUACAGUGCUGACAGAUAAAACUGCACAACAGACUUAAACUUAGAAUCAUUUCUUUUAACGAAACAAAAUGUGCUUCAAUUUAACAUAAUUUGUUUAAAAAACAAAACACUACUGAAAUGCAAUAUAAAUCUCACAUAACUCUCUAAUAAAUAUGUACACAAAAUAAGUGUACUUCUCUGUUAUAUUUUGCUUCAGGGUUCUAGACCUUUGCCGAAAUGUGAAGGAAAGAAUAGUAAGAGAAGGCAAAGAAAGAGGCGUUCAGUUCCCACCUUUCGUUUCCUGUCGGUAAGACACAUUAAAUUUCAGCUGCCUAUGAAAUUGAAUGAAAUCAGUCUAAAUUAAGGGCAAUAGCAGUCUUGAUAUUCUUUUGAUUUGAGGUGGUUGGGGGAAAAGGGCCAGAUCUUGGUUUUGGGACACCACGACCAUACUGUCUGAUAGAUCCACCCUCUCCCGCUACCCAAUGCCAGGAUUGGUGGCUUAUCAUUUUUUUCCUGUACAUAUGCAAAUACCAAAGUGUAACAGCAUGUACAUUAUGGCAUUGGUGAAGCAGAAGUGUACCUAGGUAAAAAAUAUAUAUCAGAAUUGUAUUUCUCAUUGCAUUGCUAUUUCCCCCCUUUUAGCCCUAUUGGUGAGUGCUGAUAGCUAUUUUUACCUAGUAAAACUAUCUCAUAUUCCCAUUGUCCAUAGCAUAGCUGUCAAUGUUUCCCUUUUUUAAAGGGAAAUUCCCUUAUUCCGAAUAGGAUUCCUCGCAAGAAAAGGGAAAAGUUGACAGCUAUGGUCCAUAGUGGUCUUCAUCAGGAGUGUACAAUUAAACUUCAAGCAUAGUCCUUCCCCUUCUUGCACCUUGAGUAUUUUAAUGUGUUGAAACAAAAUUGUGGGUUCUGUUUUUUAAGAGGCAGCUUUUGUGCCUUUCUGGUCACUGCACCUCAAAAAGUAUAUUGUAGAGUUGAAAAAGGUUCAGACAAGGGCAAAACGGUCCUGGGGAUUGGAGUUCAUAACAUGAUACGUGGCACAGAGAAAGCAGAUCUAGAAAGGUUUUUCUCCCUCAUUACACUAGAACUCUUGGGCAUGUGGUGAAGCUGAAUGUUGGAAGAUAAAAGCAAGUGCAUAGUUAAAUCAUGGAGCUUGCGCCUACCGGGGAUGGGCACCCAACUAGAUAUCUUGGAAAGAGCAUUCAGCAAAGCUUAUCAGCAACUGCUAGCCACAAGGGCUGUGUUGUGCCUCCAUAGUAGGAGGUGAUGGGCCUCUGAAUACCAGUUGCCAGGAAUCGCAGAUGGACGGGUGCCCUUGUGCUGAUGUUCACCUUGCAGGCUACCCCCCCCCCGGCCAUCUUGUAAAAUACGGUGAUAACAGGAUGCUGAACUCAAUGGGCCUAAUCCAGCAGGGUCGGCUUAUGUUAUUAUGUAUAGAACAGUGUAGUACUUGAUCUAACAAAUACCAUUUUUAUAUAUUAAAAAAACAACUCACAGGGUGACGCAGACCUACGAUGCUGGCGCCUGUGUCUAUUUCUAUUUGGGCUUUAACUACAGAGGAUUAAGCGACCCUGUUCACGUUUAUGAAGAAAUAGAGGUAAUUGUAACUCUUUGUCGCUUUCAUGUUAUGUAAUACUUGGCUGUAGUAACUCAUUCACUAUAACAAGUAAAACUGCAAGUUAGAGGCAGACACCUUGUGGUCAGAGGUUCCGCUCAUGAGAUCCUCCCACCAGGAAAAAGUGGGGAACUUUUCUGCCGAUUGCUCCCCCCCCCCCAACCCCAAGAAGCUGCUCCAGAGGGCUGGGGAAACCUACAGAACAAGGUCAGCAAGGAGAAGUGUGUGGAAUUGUUGUCCCCCACCCCACCCCUUUCCUCAAUUCCACGAACAGAAGGAGCCCUUUUUGUAGAUGGCUCCAACCCUGUAUAUGUCAAUAUUCCAAGCUGAGAUGCUUCCUUAUCUUUGCCAGCCUUUGAGAGGAGUUGUACCUCCUUCAUUUAUGUAGACUUCCAGUAACGUGCGGUGGAAACCUAUCCCCCAAUAGGAGGGUGGGAUACAACUAUUUUGCAAUACGCAAGCUGAUUCUAAACUUGGCAGAAUGUGUAAAUAAUCUCAACUGCAUUGUGUUGUUUGUUUGCUAGUAUUUAAAACGAAUGAAAGGUGUGUAGAUUGUCCAGAUUGCUACAUCAACAUUGAGCUUAGUGACUAAUUAAGUUAUUUGCAUUCUUUAGAUGUCAGCUAGAGAUGAAAUCCUUGCUAAUGGAGGAAGCCUGUCACAUCAUCAUGGAGGUAAUGUUUCCAGUUGCUUACAUAAGCAGUGUUUGAUACCUGUUUUUGUUAAACCUAGCAUUGUGGUUAACCUAGCAUUGUGCGGUUAAACAUAGCAUUGUGGUGCUACUCGUGUUGUGCAGGAGAGCUUUGGGAGACUUAUUAUGAACACGACUUUCAAGGUUUUGACGUGGUUAACUUCUGUGAUGAUCCUGAGUUUGGUUCAGUCCAUGUUUUAAAGCGAACUGAUCUGAUUUGCAUUUCAUGCCCUAAUACCCAGAGCCAUAACACAUAGCUAUCCUUCAGAUUGCACACUUCUCCAAAUGUUGCGACACAGUUAAGUAGUAGAAAACGGGAUGGAGCAGACAUAUGACUGAACAAAUCUGUGAAACUAAGUGAUUAGAAAUAGACCGAUACUUCCAACUCUAGGUAACGCCUAUUUUAAGUGGUUGUCAGAAGAAAUAUUCUCCUGCACGCCAGCCAAGGGGCUGCCGAUGAAAACCUUUUUGCAUCAGGAAGGUGGCUCAGGAGCACGUUAAGGCAGUGCUUCUGGAUCUGCAUGGACUCCCUAAUGGUUUCUGAGCACAAGUUGAUAUGGUAGCAUCGGUAGCUAGUUGGCACUAAUCUCCCUCCUUUCCUAUAUGCCAUCAUUAUAACUGCAAUAUGCUAAAACCAGUGGUCUGACAGUUCUCUAUCAACCCUGUGCUGUCCAUGUGACUGGCGAGGGUGUAGUGGGAAGGAAGUGUCUUGGAAGGAAGGUAGUAGUAUACCCUGAGCUGCCUAAGCCGUCACUGACUGUUCCAAGGCUGCAGUAUUCAUUUUGGGGUUAGGCCAUGUGGGUGUCUUGCCCCUGCUGUCUCAUUGGUUCCUCUGGCCCUUCAAGGCUACAGCCUGACCACUACAGCAGAGAGCACCACACACCAGAAACAUGAGACCCAACGGGCUGAGCCUUGAGAAUUUCUGUACACGUGUUUGAGAACAGUAUAGCUCAGUCAGUAGAGCGUGAGACUCUUAAUCUCAGGGUCAUGGGUUCAAGCCCCAUGUUGGGUGAAAGAUUCCUGCAUUGCAAGGGGGUUGGACUAGAUGAUCUAUGUGGUCCCUUCCAACUCUACAAUCCUAUGAUUCUAAGAAUCAGGAUAAAUAUAUAAGUAUAUACAAAAUGUCUUACGGUUGCCUGUCCUGAUAGAAAUAUGGCAUGCAAUACCGUUGCAAAAACUGAACGUGGGAGAAUUUACUAGAAUGGUGUACAGUGGUACCUCGAUUUUCGGACAUCUCUGUUGCCGAACAUUUUGGUUUUCGAACGCCGAAAACCCGGAAGUAAAUGCUUCCGCUGCAUAUCUGUUGUUUUUCACACUUUUCUCUGUUGACUUGGCAGACCGCCCUUUGUGCCUCGGUUUUCAAAUGUUUCGGAAGUCAAACUGUCUUCCAGAAGGGAUUACAUUCGAAAACCGAGGUACCACUGUACAAGGAAUUAUGAAGUCAGUGGCUACAAUCCCGGCACCUUGGGUGCUUUCCCCCUCCAUCUUGUAAAUCGCCUUGAGAUGGUUGUUUAGAAGGCAAUUAAUAAAUCAAUGGUGGCAAUCGUCUUCUAUGGCGUAGAUCACAUGACGAAGCAAGCUUGAAACUCCCAUUCCCCUGCUUUGCCAAUGGCUUUUCUGUGGUGAUCUGAUCUAAUAUUGUGUGUUAAAUUCCUCCUGUGUAUCUUAAUGUUCCUGGAGUUUACUGUUCAGGAUUAAACUGGUUGUAUCCUUUAAAAAAAAAAAAAAUAUUAUUUACUGACCUUCAGGCCUUCCCAUGACAUUCCCAGCAUUGGUUUUUAGUUCCUCUGUGAGGAAGAAUAUUGAUGCAAUUCCUCUUCAGUGUUUGCCCUAUAAUUGUGAUUAAUAACAGUUGCUUUCACUAUCUGGAAACAGACAGCCUGGUUAGUCUGCCUACAAUCAUGUUGUGAUAAAUGGAGCUAUUUUAACUCCGGUUUUGUGUAUCAAACAAAACAGAUGUAGUCUGAGACUUGGGGCUAUAAGGAAUAUAAAGCCUGUUUAAUUCAAUCUUCAUGGUGUUUGUUGUUUUAAGGAAGGGACCGAAUAGUUUAUACAGCAGAGUUUAUUCUAGAAACUUAAAUAGUUACCAUUUCCGCAUGCAGCAACUGUUCACUCUAAGGGACAUGUUCCUGAGGAGCAGCCACCUGCUGUGGAAACAAAACUUAAGAGAAGUCGCUUCAAAAAAAAACUUCACAAAUAAACCAAUGAAGAACAGUAAAAAGGUUAAGUAUAUAGGUAGCUCGUUUAACCUAAAACUCAUUGAAUGCCAGCCUUCAACAAGAGCUAAUGAUAGAGAGAACAUGGCAUAAUGGAUAUGCAGUGUCAACUAAGGGCUUGAAUCAAAAUGUUCAGCGAAAUUCUCCUUACCUUUUUCCAUCCAAUGGUCCAGGCGCUGAUAUGUUCUCCUCUCCAUCCAGUGGGAGAAUAUUUUCAUCGAUUGGGGCAACUAGGGUGUACUUUCCACCCUCCCAUGUAGAGCCAGUCUGGACUUUUUCUUCUUCCCUUCCAUGCCCUCAUCACUAUUCUCCAAAAUGCCAGAAAAAUAGGGGAGUGUGGAUUGCGGACCUUUCUAUGUCUAAGGCUUGCAUUAGCAAGUCUUAUUUCAAACCACAGGCUACUCAGUGUUGCCAGUCGCUGAUACCAGUCUACAGAUAUGUGCUGGGGAUUCACCUAAGCAGUCCCAUCAGUGGAAUCCCUGAGCAAGGACUUCUGCUUCUGCAAUAGUCCUCUCCUCCCUGCCCCUUCCCAAAAUUGGCUUGGGGAAGGGAUUGGGACAAUGCCUAGAACAGUGUGUGUGCGUUGUAACAUCUGGCAAGCUGGAAGAGUUUGGUGUUGAAUUGCACCGCUCAGAUUAUGCUAAGCAUAGCAGAAUGUGAUAGCACAAUUUCCAAUUGAUGAUCUGGAGUAUUACGAGUAUAAGUGCCCAGAAGGAAAACACCAUGUGUGGUGAAAAGACUCUCAAAAAUCUACCAAAAGUUCAAGGUUCUUAAAUACUGUUAGUGAUUAACAGUGGUGUCCAAACUUUUUUCAAAGAGGGCCAGAUUUGAUGAAGUGAUGGGCCAUGAGGGCCGGCCAAAGUUGUUGACCUUUUUUAAGGAUUGAAGUUGUUGAGGUGGGUUUUUUUAGGAUUUUACCCCAGGAAAUAAACUGCCACAGGGGCUGGAUUAAACAGACUGGCAGGCCGAAUUUGGUCCCCAAAGAGGACUUUGGACAUGCCUGGAUUAAAAUGUCUUAGGCUUCAUCAUUUUGUGCCUGUUUCCACUGAACAGAUUGCUCAGCUGAUUUGUGCACACGAGGUUGUGGUUAAAAGCCAUUGCCCCCCAUUUAGGUGAUAUUUAUGGGUUAAUUGGACAAAUGGUGGUUGUGCAUUUUCAACCUGCAAUUGUAGUUUAGAGUCUCAAGUCACCUAACUAUGACAUCAGAGCAGACCAGCUAAUGAUAUUAAGAGGCAGGGAAGGCAGGUGAAAGCAAGUAUUGCAAUGGAUAACUAGUCAGGACUGCAAAUGAGCCUAAAUGCAGCCUGUCAGUCAUGAUAGGCUCUACACUAAUUAUUGCAAAAAAAUACUCAAUUACUAUGCUACAGGUUGACUUUCAGGCAAAAAGCCUACAAGACAGAAGCAGAUCUAGAUUAAAGGCACAGAGCAUGAAUCCUUCAUGCUGGUUGACACUUGCGUAUGUCAAGCACCCAGCGACUGCUGCAUGAACAGAUACUUUGGAUCUGUGAAAUAGCCAUCACAUAUCAGCUAUCCCAGAAUGGUCCAAGGGAGUUUGCUAGUAGAACGUAUUCACUGAGAAGUCAUGGAUUUAUGCAGCCAGGUGGACAGGAAGUUUGUAUAUCUCUAGCUCAGUGGUAGAGCACUUGCUGUGCAUGCAAGAAUCCUUGGCAUGUUCAGGUAGGAAUGAGAAAGUCUCCGUGCAGGCCAGAAACACCGGCGAGCCAUCUGAUUCAAAUAUUCUUUCUUUGUUCCUCAAGGAAGACAAAAUGGUGUUGCUCCUUUUUUAAACGAAACCUUGGUUAGCCAUAGUUGCGGUAAGCGCUAAGGACAUGCAGCUUUUGUAACUUUAUGGAACAAAGGGGUUAAAUUUUUUUUAUCAUCAAAUGCGUUCAUAAAGGACCACCAGUGUCCGCUGUACGGCUUCUCCUCCCCCCUCCCCCCCCGGCUUUCCGGUUCGCUAAUCAAAUGUAUGUUAGAUUUAUUAUUGCAAAAGUAUAAAGCAUAGAAAAUGUGACAAGAUAGAUGUGUAAAUUAUCACUCUGACAGAACUAAUGAUGCACUCCGAGCACCUUCUGUUUUCAAGCACUUGGUGAGCGACUUCAUUAAAUAUGCAAUGGCUGUUUGGUGCAGCGGCUGAGAGAUCAGUUCAGUCCCUCGUGGAAUUGCAUUAUUACUGGAGGUGGGGGAAAGACAGGCAUUCUAGCUGUCGGACAUCCUGCUGUGGCUUUAAUGUGCUCCAUCUUGUUGGACCAGUUGUUUUCGGUCUUCUUGAGACAAUUACAUCCAUAACCACAGGAUACGUUCGCCGAAACAAUAUUACGGAUAAUAGCGGAUAAUAGCAUAGACUAUUCAUUGUCUCUUUAGCUCUAACUGGAAUGUGGGUGGUUGGACAUGAGAGAUCUCUGCCGUCCUUGGAAUGUCAGCCUUGCCAAAUCAAGAAUAGGAAUAUGGUCACAGGAAAAGGCCCAUCUUUUUCUCACGAAACGUGCAUUUUCCAUACUCUCUCCAAACCACGCUGCUUAUACGUUUGAGGUUGCCAUAUCAAUUUGAUGCCAAUAAUUGGCUUGUGCUUUUGCCAAAUACUUAGAAAACAGAUCAGGCUUUUUUUUUCUCCUAGCCUACGCUGUUCAGUCAGCUCUGCAACACGGUUUGUAUUCCUCAGAGAGAAGAAACAAAAAUGCUCUGCUCUCCUUUGGUAAUCCCCAUCAUUAAUUAUUUGAACGACACUUUAGGUAGAAUGGGCCAUGCAAGAUGGGUUGAAUUUAGUUGCAAAUACGUGGAAGAGGCAGGGGCUGUGGCAUAUUGCCUUAUACAAAUGGAUCAUGCCCUUUGUUUGUUUGUUACAUUUAUAUCGCAGCCUUCCUCCCAAAGGAGCCCUGGUUGAAGCUAGCAAAUACAAACGGGUGUCUGCCUUGACUUAUUCAGUCAAUAAUUAAAAUACUUAAGUAAUUAACAGCCAUUAAAAGACACAACUGAUGGUUAAUAAUAAUAAAAAUCUGUACUUUUAUGUUCGAAUGUUGUAGAUCCACAACUGUAUUUGAAUUGUUUUUAUUGUUUCAUCACUUGCUAUUGAUCGCCCUUGGGCUCUUUGGGGAGAAAGGGUGGGGUAUAAUUUUAAUUAAUAAAAUAAAUAGAUUAUCAUUGAAGUCAGAAAACUGAGUUAUGAUAUCCUAGGCAAUAUGAGUACUAAGUCGCACAAAAGUCCUGGCAACUGUCAUGGCGAUCUUCGUUGUACACAUAGUUAACAGCACAAUCGUAUAUACCGUAUUUUUCGCUCUAUAACACGCACCCGACCAUAACACGCACGUAGUUUUUAGAGGAGGAAAAUCCGUAGGCAUGCCACCCGUAGGCAUUUCCUCCAUAACACGCACAGGCAUUUCCCCUUACUUUCUAGGAGGAAAAAAGUGAGUGUUAUGGUGCAAAAAAUAUGGUAUGUUUACUCAGGCGUAAGUUCCAUUGAGCUCAGUGGAGACAUCCUUCCAGGUAAAUGGCUAUAGGAUUGCAGCCUUAAGUUCAACCACCCACUUUUGUGAGAAACGUGCUUCCUGGCAUGUUAGCCAGAUUUUUUUGAUUAUUAUUUUUUAGUAACUUCCUGCGGCUGCAUCCACUUUGUGCAUGUUUAAGUGCUCAACAUUUAAAAAGCCUCUUUGUAUGAAAGCCUACAUAUUUUUGUAUACAUAAAAAAAGAGUAAGCCUUAGGAUUGGUGUUUCCUUUGCCGUAUCUCAAGAUAUCCUGCUCACAGCGUUCAAAAUAUAUGCAGCUCUAAUUUAAUUUUUAAUGUGACGCACCAUCUUGGCCUAAACUUUAUCUAAAUUUCAUACUUUGUAAAGAGAGUAGGCAGCGUGGAACACAGGCUUCCUCUGGGAGUACAUCGAGCUUAAUGAGCUUGAUAGUCUGGUGGGCUCAAUAAAUCAAAUAAAGCAAAACAUUUCUCAUUUUUGAAUAAAAGCAUUUAUCACCCAGUGUUUGUUCAUUCAUGGUCACAAGAUUGAUUGGCUCCUGCUAUUAUGGUGAAUAUUAAAGACUUUUUUUUUCCCCUUCCCUUUUUCUUUCCAGUGGGCAAGUUACGGAAGCAGUGGCUGAAAGAGAGCAUCUCAGAUGUUGGCUAUGGGAUGCUGAAAUCUGUCAAACAAUUUGUGGACCCCAAUAACAUCUUUGGAAACAGGAACCUUUUAUAAGCCUGGUUACUAUCCAAAGUGAAAUUACAAAAAAAAAAAAAAAAAAGCGAUCGUUUAUGAGUCUCAUGGCUAUCCCAGUAUCCAGAUAUAGCGUGGACCCAAUUUGAAAGCUGUUUACUCCUUUCAUCUUUAAUUUUCUUCAGUUAAAUGUGAUCAUACAAUUUACUCAUAGCACACUUCCCACAGAGUACUCCAAAACGUUUCUCACACACAACCAGCCCAAAGUAUACUAAUGUCAAUCUAACUGAUAACCUGUUUGGAUGGCUUCCCCUGCUAUAGUGCAAGAAUAGCCAAGGCGGAUACUAAAUGUUUGUCAUAGGAGACGUUCUUGACAAAGCAGCACUCCUGAGAAGCAGAUGAAAAAUGGGUUUAUAUUUCUAUAAAACAGCUUUUCUAUUGAAAUUUUAAACAAACAGGCAAUGAAAUUUAUACCAUGCUGCAAUUUUUUUAAAAAAACAAAACCCGAAAAUAAUUUUGGAUUCCUAGUUCCCCCUAUCUGGUAUUACUGAAAGCAUUAGUUCACAAAGUGUAGUCUCAAUAGCAUUUGUAACUUAAUGUUCUGAACAAUACUUACUGACUCCAAAAAGCAAACAUUUAUUUUUAAAUACAGAAAAACACACUUGAUCUUUGUUAAACAAAGUGUAGUGCUUUCAUAAUUUUGCCCUGCUGAUUCUUUUACAGGGCAAAAUUUCCCAAGUAGACAAAUGGUCCUGUUAAUUCUGUUUCACCAGAAGUGUAAUUUGGCGUUUUGGCCAUUUCAAUUCUGAAACAGUCUGUUUUAAAUUUUGACUGCUAGCUAUGAGUGUAAUCAUUUAGUCCACGAAAAUAAAAUGUCAUGCUUUUCUAAACAGUAUCAGAAAGCAUUAGAAUGAAACCUACCUUAGAAUUGUUAAAAAUCAUUCUGUCUAUAAAUACCUACAUUUUUAGGCACCAGUUCUUAUUCUAUAUAUACAUCUGAAAAAACUUUAAACAAAAAUAUCUGAAAUUGUGACACUCUCCCCCCAAAAUAACGUUUAUGUUAAUGUCUGCUAGCAAUUGGUAACAAAUGUGAAGUCUGAAUAGAUCUGUUAAACAUCCUGUUCUAAUCUGACCACUAAAUUUUUGCUGUUUAAUCUUAACCCAGCAUGUCAACUCAAAGCAGUGUAUAGUCAAAUCAUAGCUACUGCAUUCAUGCCCUAAAGCACCUUCAAAACAGACCCAAUGCAUAAUAUCUCAUCAUGACGAUUGUCAGUUUGAUAUUUGUCUUACCAGAACUCAUGAAUGCAAUCCAGAUAGUCCUUUUAAAAAAUUAAUCCACAAGAGGUUUUUUUUUUAAAAAAAUUGCAGCGUGAUAGGCCAGAACAAUUACUCUCUACUAAAGUCUGUACCUAUAGUAAACAUUAAGACUGAGCACAACAUUAAGAUUUUUGUUUCUUAACCGUGUACAAGGUAUCCUCAUUGGCAUCAGUCUGGUUACACCAGGGUACUCAGUUUUGUUUUUGAUAGGAAAAAGAGUGUUUUCAUGUGCCUAAUGAGCACCAUAUCUAGGAUCAGAUGUUUGUUUCAGGGAAUAAAAUUGCCUUUUUGAUAGCAAAAGUUUAAUUUCCUGAUUAUUUUUGCUUGCUCUGACCAAGUUUAUUCAAUUUCCAAAUGUGUAGUUUCACUUAUGGUGCUUAAUUGAUUUACUUAAUUAUUAUAGGUUUCCUAACCCUUUGUUACUGAAAAUUGCACAGGGAAAUGCCCUAUGGGGAUAUUUUUCAUAAGUUUAUAGAUAAAUAGAUGACAAGGAGUGUUCAAAUCAUGAAGUGUAAACUUGUGUCUUGUUCACACUGUCCUAUCUAAUGAAGUAACUGGGGGGAGCUGCAAGAAGUGGAUAGGUUUCGGGGGGGGGGGGAGAUACAAUGCAGAUUACUGUGAACAUAUUGUAAAUUGCUUUACUUACAUCUAUUUUGCUAGACCUUAUUUCGUUUUCUUCCUUGUUGAAAUGGUUAAAUUGUUUGGAGCGUUAGCAAGAGCACCUGUAAAACAUAUGCAAGUGUGUGAGUGCUAAUUCAGAAGACUGAGAUGCUCAUUAAAAAGUGAAAAUUUUCAAAUAGAAAGCUAUUUACAGUGUAUUCAUGACGCACCAACAGGGCCAAAAGUAUUGGUGAAGGAUGCGCAAGAACAUCCAUUUAGCUUUCUCUAAUGGUGAGUUGCAACAUCCUAGCAUCUUUUGACUGACGUUGUAAGACUUGAACCACUCACUCUUGGCUAGGCUUCCAAAGGACCAUAUAUGUGCAACCAUACACAAUGCCAGCAUUCUUCUGGCCUUCAGGAGUGACAUCUGGGAAGAGAUGGCAGAGAACCCUCCAGAUCAGCAUCCAGUGUGGUGCUAAAGGUUGACCAAAAAUGGAGACAGGUAUAAAGCUAUUUUAGAGGCACACACUUGGCUUUGGGAUGCCUGGCCAUAAUCUGAACCCUCCUGACCAUUCAUUUUGCUGAAGGUUCAAGAUAUCUGCAGUAUUGCAGUGCCUCAUGGUAGGGAGGAUCUGGCAUGCAAAAUGCAGCCCUGCUUUCCAUGCCCUCCUUUCCAUCUGACCAGAAGCAAACGAGAGGGGUGACCUAGAGAUUCUGUGUUCUUGCUAAAACCAUUGGAACUUCUCAUUGAAUGCUAAGCUGGUGAAGCAGAGCCUUUCUUGGUUGCUUUAAGUAGGGGAUGUGUAAAAACAACAACACACCACUGCAUGCUGAUUGGCAAAUCUGAAUUCCCAGCGCAAUGCUGUGAGUGUCUUCAAAUAAGGGGCGACUCAAAUCCCACAGGACGUACAUAGUGUAACUCUUUGGAUUCCUAGGAUUUUUUAAUCUUCUGUUUAAAAUUUGAGCGUUGUAGCUGAACUGUCAGUGUGAUAUCUGGGCAGAGCAUAAUUCCGUUUGAAAUAUGGCAUAGUUGGCCAUAUUUUCAUUUACUGUUUUACUCCAAUGCCACAGUAAUGGGCAGGAUCCAAAGAACCAGGAAACUUAUUCCACGCACCUGAGGCCUUGAGUGGUGCUUGCAUGCAUGGAGAAUUGCAAUCUGUUUAAAUCUGUUAGGAGUUUCAAUAGCAGUUUGUGGUGCUGUGAAGGGGAAGAGAAUCUAGAAUCCCACGGGUGAUACGUGAGCUGUGUUGUGUGCUUUUAAAAAUCUCUUUAGGUCCUGGCUAAAACCCAUUUUCUAUUUUGGCAGAGUUCACACCUGUAAAACAUGUUACUGACUGUUACAUCUUUUUGCAAUGGGGUUAGAAGGUUAGAUGCAAGGUUCUUGCCAGUCCAUAGGUUUUUUGGUUCAGAAAUCUGUGGGAAAGUUGGGUUUCCUUCUUAGGAAUUGUUUUACACUGAGGGUGUCUCUUAUUCUAAGGACCAAACCAGGUUACGUUAAGUGUGUCUAUGCACGAGAAUCAUAGUGAUAGUUUUUAAUGGCAGUGGAGUGGGCAAUGUAGGUCUGGACUGCAACACAGUAGAGAGCUAACCCCUUCUGCUACCACUGCAAUCUCAGUCCAAAUCGGAGUCUGCCACAGCUGCAUUUUUGUUGUUAUUAUUGCACACGCGAAGACUUAUGUAACAUAACAACUUUGGGGCCCUAGAUGAAAUUCACCAGUCUUGUCCACUAGAAUACUAACCAACUAAAAAAAUACAAUUGAGCUUUUGGCUCAUAGUGGGAAACCAUGUUUAUCAUAUACUGAACAGGAAAUUGUACAACCACAGUUAUAAUGUUGAGAUUAUAAAAGCUUAUUAAUCAAACAAAAUGUUCCUGAAAUUUCUCCUUAAGCCGAUUAAAUUAAUACUUUUUCAAA